UCAGUGGGCUCUGUGUCUGCUGAAGAGAGGCCUGUGUCUGCUGAAGAGAGGCCUGUGUCUGCUGAAGAGAGGCCUGUGUCUGCUGAAGAGAGGCCUGUGUCUGCUGAAGAGAGGCCUGUGUCUGCUGAAGAGAGGCCUGUGUCUGCUGCUGCUGCUGCUGUCCACUCCAUGAGGGUCAGAGAGGGGGCGGAGCGGGAGGAGAUGGAGAGAGGGAGCAGAGAAGAUGGAGAGAGGAAGGCAGUGGGACAGAAAAGCCAGUGUUCCACUCUACCAGAGAAAGAGAGAAGGGACAGACCCCAAGGGCUGGUGUCUCUCUCUCAUUCUUUCAUUCUCUUUUCCCCCGUUCUGUUUCCCUCCCCUCUUUUUCUGUCUCUAGUCUUGCGUUCCAAGUCUCGAACGUGAGAAAUCCUGGAAGUCCAGUUUCCCCUUUUUCUAGAUCCUGCAUCAGAAACGUUACUGUCUUUUCAUGAGAGCCAGUGACCUUACAUACAUACAUACAUUAAUAAGUGUUAUCCAGGGCAAGCCUUUAAUGGUUACUAGAAUGUGUGUUAUUUUUAUAACACUGAAGCACGAGCAGCGCUGUGGUAAUAUGGAGCCAGACGUUCCUUCUCCCCUGUUCACUCUCACUCUCUCCCCCUGCUAACAGAAUGGAGUGCAUUCUUCUCUGAGCAGAGAAUUCUGCAGGCUCACGCCACGGGUUUGGUUUACACUCCACUAAUAAAUAACUAUUAUUGCCCUAUGACAGCCCCUCUAUACCUCUUUGGUUUAAUAUAAUAACUAGGGAAUAAAAACAGUGUGUUGGGAUGAUUUAGAAAGCACACAGCUUGGUCAGAUACACCCAGAGCUCUGCUGCACAUUGUGAUGUAUUGUAAGAGUGUUAUGACCAUUGUGGGGGUGGGUGACUGUAAAGUGGUUGAAUAGAGAAGUGGUUGUGUGGAGAGAGAAGUGGUGGGGAUGUUGAAUAAUUAACCAGAGGCAUUGACUGCAGAGUUCUAGCCUCCCUUUCUCUGAGUUCUAGUCUCUUGUUUCACUCUGUCAACAGUUUGUCUGAGCCGCUGGUUACAGCACUAUGAGCAGUCCAAGACACAGAGAAUGGGGCGAUGGGUAGGUGACCCCUCAGAUACAGCCACAACCUUAAUGAGUGUUGCCACCAGGCACAGACACUGUCUGGAAUGAUAUAGAGAGAAAUAGUAAUGGCGUCUUUUUGUAGGCACUAACUCCGCCAUGGUUCGUUGGAUGAAUGGUGUUUUUGUAGGGUUUUUGGAUAAACACCGAAAAUAGGGUCUAUGGUAAAUACAGGAUUAGGAGAUCUUAUAAAUGUUGUUCUAUGAGAUAAUCAGCUAACAUCACUUUUUGUGAAUUUUGACGCAUUUAUGUGAUUAAAAAGGCUUUAUUAUUCAUAAAGGUCAUGUUAACUGACUGCUAUUAUCUCAUAGAACAAAAUGUAUAAGAUCUCCUAAACCUGUGUUAACCUCAGACCUUACUUCCAGCUUUUAUCCCAAAACCCUUUUCUUUCCUAUUUCAUUUUCCCCAUAGGAAUGGCUGAACGAACCAGAGGUAACUCAUAUCCGGUUAUUAGGACUACAAGCUGGUGAGCUCUAUAGGGACAUCUAUAUGGGAAAGAGCAUCCCUGUCUGAGAACAUGAUAUGGGAAUAUGAUAGCCAUGAUGUCAUAACUGUAAUUUGACUCCAUCUAGAAGGAGGGUGGUAUUACUGGCAUGCAGCACAUCGCUUAUCAUGGUACACAGUGACAUACGUGACAUGCUACACCAUUUUAUGUAACUCCAGCAGUAGCAGUGCUCAGCUCAUUAUUUUUGUCAGCUACUCCCUGUCAGAGUAACCUAUGGAGAUGACAGAUGGUUGCCUACCAACACCUUAACGCCUCCCCACUCUUCCACCCAACAGCUUUCCAUCCUACCCUUCACCACACUAACCCCUACCACCCUACUUCCUCUCUGCAGCCUUCUAUCCUACCACCUUCUACCCUACUCCCUCUGCAGUCUUCCAUCCUACCACUUUCCACCCUACCCUCCAGUCUUCCAUCCUACCACUUCCCCUAGUCCCUCUCUGCAGUCUUCCAUCCUACCACCUUCCACCCUAGUCCCUCUCUGCAGUCUUCCAUCCUACCACCUUCCACCCUAGUCCCUCUCUGCAGUCUUCCAUCCUACCACCUCCACCCUAGUCCCUCUCUGCAGUCUUCCAUCCUACCACCUUCCACCCUAGUCCCUCUCUGCAGUCUUCCAUCCUACCACCUUCCACCCUAGUCCCUCUCUGCAGUCUUCCAUCCUACCACCUUCCACCCUAGUCCCUCUCUGCAGUCUUCCAUCCUACCACCUUCCACCCUAGUCCCUCUCUGCAGUCUUCCAUCCUACCACCUUCCACCUUCGACCCUAGUCCCUCUCUGCAGUCUUCCACCCUAGUCCCUCUCUGCAGUCUUCCAUCCUACCACCUUCCACCUUCCACCCUAGUCCCUCUCUGCAGUCUUCCACCCUAGUCCCUCUCUGCAGUCUUCCACCCUACUACCUUCCAGGUUUCCACCCUCCCCUCCACAGCCUUUGAUGAAUUAGGCCAAUUCUCUCACUGCUGUGUCCGAUCACAACCAGAUUAGUCUUCCUCAGCACUGCUGCGUGUCAUGCUGGGGUUAUUUUUCUCCCUGUGUGUGUGUGUACAGUGUGGACUAUGUGUGUACUGUGUGUGUGUGUGUGUGUGUGCGCACUCCGUGGUGGGCUGGAGAGGGAACAGCCAUCUCUGGCGCUGCUGGCCAACUCAAACAAACCACAACACGCUGGCAGUUCGAGAGUGAGAGAGUGUGUGUGUGUGUGUGUGUGAAUGUGAGUGUGUGUAUGACUUUGAGUAUGACUGUGUGUGUAUGACUGUGUGUGCGAGCUCCCGGCCGUUUCCUACAGCCAGCUCCAAAAAUAACCCCUGCUAACAAUAUUUAAUCCCCGGGCUGCCCUCUCUCUGCUGGGGUGAGUGGGGAGGUGAUUGGGGAGGUGAUUGGGGAGGUGCAGGCAGGUGGAGAUAUUGUUCAAAUUCAGACUUAGCUGGUAAUCUGGGUGGAGGGGUUAGCGCUACCCUAGCAUGGACCAGGGGCUGAUGGAUGAAGAGAGGGGGAGAAGGGGCAGAGGGGUGAGGAGAGGGAGAGGGGGGAGAGGUGAGGAGGGUGAAGUGUCUCCUACAUAGUAGAUUGACUGAUCCUGAACAUCUCCUCUCCAACUGCCAUGUUAAACCUUUAAUCUCUCACUCCGUCACUAUGGGAGAUUCUCAUUUGGGCAAAAAACAGUCCUCUCUCCUCCGUCCUCUCUCCUCCAUGACACAGAAACCAAUAAGUGGUUGAGUGGUCGAGGGGUGUGUAAUUUCGUUAGUAGGCAAAUGGAAGUGUCAUCCCCUCCUCGAUAGCCAUCUUUCAUCAAGGAUACUCAUGUGUAUCCUGCCGCAGAAGAGUUAUGAACUCUGCCACACCCCCUUUGAAAUCUGCCACACCCCCUUUGAAUCAGCUUUUGUUUUGUCAGAGGAGAAAAACAUGCACACGUUUAAAAAACGAUAUGCUACUUGUAUUAUUUAUAAAAUGUCUUGCACAACUAACUUAAUUUGUUUUGAGCACUUUCCACAUUUAUUUUGGGAUCCACUCCUGUAAACGCCAUUUAUUUUGGGAUCCACCCCUGUAAACCUAAUUUAUUUUGGCAUCCACCCCUGUAAACCUAAUUUAUUUUGGCAUCCACCCCUGUAAACCUAAUUUAUUUUGGGAUCCACCCCUGUAAACCUAAUUUAUUUUGGGAUCCACCCCUGUAAACCUAAUUUGCCUAAUGACGCGCGAGUGGAGAAGGAGCGGUUCAUUUCAAGCAGAGAGCAUUUCCAUCCACGUUCCCUCUCCUCGCCGACUCCCCUCAAUUACCUUUGACCUUUUUCAAAAGGAGGCGAGGGAGGACGGAGCAGAAAGGAUGCAGGAGGUGAGCAAAUCUAAUUGAUAAAAGGCCCGUGUGACAACACAGAUCACCUUCUAAUGGUUCCCUCAUCAACUGGCAUUGGCCUAGCCUAGCUUGGUACCAGAUCAGGUCUGUAGUCUAUGUGCUUUGGCUUAAAACUGAAAUCUGCACAAGGGGAAACUGUUCGCCCCCAGCACAUUUGUUAUUGUUUUUGUUUUGUUUAGAGAGGAGCAUCCAGCUUCGUGUAAAAAAAGAAAUCACAGUACAUACUACAUACUCUGCUGUUCUAUCACAUGUGCAAUGAUGUCAAAUGAUAUUGUAUUGGUCACAUACACGUGUUUAGCAGAUGUUAUUGCGGGUGUAGCGAAAUGCUUGUGCUUCUAGCUCCGACAGUGCAGUAAUAUCUAAGUAAUAUCUAACAAUUUCACAACAUAUAACCAAUACACACAAACCUAAGUAAGGAAUUAAUUAAGAAUAUAUACAUAUAUUGACAAGCGAUGUCAGAGCAGCAUGGACUAAGAUACAGUAGAAUAGUAUAGAAUACAGUAUAUAAAUAUGAGAUGAGUAAUGCAGAUAUCUAAACAUUAAAGUGACUAAGAUACCGUAGAAUAGUAUAUAAUACAGUAUAUACAGUACAUAUGAGAUGAGUAAUGCAAGAUAUGUAAACAUUAUUAAAGUGGCUAGUGUUCCAUUUCUUAAAGUGGCUAGUGAUUUGUGCAAUGAUGUGCAAUGAGGUAAAAAAUCAGUGUUGGUUGUUUGAAGAGACUUCUUUUUUGUUGUAAUAUCACAAACGGAUGUGGCAGUUUCACUAUUACGGAUUCCAGCUUUAAGCCAACUCCUCAGCUCUGACUACGGUUGCUAUGUAGUCAAUGUAUGUUGGCUAAAACUAUGCUAGGCUAAUCUCUGUGUGUAACUGCUGCUUUCUGUAACCAUUAGAAUCUCCCUUUAUCGUGGACUGUUGUCAUCCUCCUGACUGCAUGCCUUAUUUGACUGUAGAUACAGCACAGUAGGUCAGGUUGGAGCAGAGAUGGCUGUUGUCGUUGUUGUCGAUGUGCAUUGUGAGACUGAGGUCAAAGAGGGUCCAUCUAGAUUGCUGUUUAAGCUGUAUCUACAGACUGGUGGUGGACAAUGGUAUGUGUUUGGCUCCUGGAGAAAACAGUGAAAGCUUCAAAGAUCUGAUUGGGUUAGCGUUUUAGAUGAAGAUAAAGGACUUCCAAUCUAAAUAUAGGCAAUUGAAUAACCCAACAAGUUAGAUGUCUUAUAGACCAUUCUGGGUGUAGCAAUCUUGCUAUAAAAAUGGAGCAAAUUGAGUAAAGUAUUUUACAUUCCUUGGUUUGAAAAUCAACAAUGAAUGACAGUUGUUAUGUGAGAUAAAUCAGAUUUAUGUGAUUGGAUUGUAUAACUCUUGGCAGACAUUUAACAUAUUUCAUUAAACCACUACUUUCAUGUUGUCUCUCUGAUCGUCUUUAUAUUACCUUGUGACAUCAAUGCUGCAUGAAGGCACGUAAAAGCAUAUUGACAUGAAACCAUGAUACUGGAACGUUGCUAAUCAGUGGUCAGGUCACCUCACCUCACAUUUUAUAUGUGUAUGUCCUGUCAUCCAUCUAUCAUCCUCCUUUUCUUUCCCCUCCUAUCCCCCUCUUUCCCUCCUAUCCCCUAUUCCCCCCUAUUUCCCCUCCUACCCACGGGAGCUCACCCGCCACCCCUCGUGCCCCCCGAGCCCCCUUGCCCCCAGCCAACGGCCUCUACCCCCGGCAUCCGCGAGCCCCGCUCCCGGCUCCCCGACCGCUCGGGACCCACAGCCCCUCUUCCCCCUCCCAGCCCCGCUAGCCCCCUCUUCACCCGUCCCUACCCCUCUGUUCCCCGUCCAGACCCCCUCUUCCCUCCUAUCCCCCGCUUCCCGUCCUAUCCCCCGCGGUCCCCUCGAUCCCCCGUUUUCCCCUCCAUCCCCGCUUUCCCCAUACCUAUCACCCCUCUUUCCCCCCCUCCCCUCCUAUCCCCUCUUUCCCCCUACCCCUAUCCCCCUCCUAUCCCCCUGUUCCCUCCUAUUUCCCCCUCCACCCUCUUUCCCCUCCUAUCCCCUCAUUCCCUCCUAUCCCCUCCCAUCCCCCUCUUUCCCUCCUAUCCCCUCUUUCCCACGUAUGCACCCUCUAUUACCCCCUACUCCCUCUUUCCCUCUAUCUCUGUGCCCAUCCUAUCCCCUUUCCUCUCCCUGAUGACACCUCCUAUUCCCCUCUCCUCCUACCCCCUCUUUCCCAUCCUAUCCCCCUCUUCUCCUACUCUACUCCCCACAUAUUUACUCCUCUCUAUCCCUCCUCCGAAUAGCUCCUCUUGCUCCUCUAUCCGCCCCGAGGGAAGUACGCUAGCCGGUGCUCCAACAACUCAGACUCCACCACUGGAGGGCCACGAUCUGCGUAACUGACUCAGACUCCAGCCGACGAGGGGAGGAGAUAGCUAGCGGUGCUAACUGACUCAGACUCCAGCCGACGAGGGGAGGAGAUAGCUAGCUGCUAACUGACUCAGACUCCAGCCGACGAGGGGAGGAGAUAGUAGCGGUGUAAGACUCAGACUCCAGCCGCGAGGGAGUAGAUAGCUAGCUUGCUAACUGACUCGACUCCAGCCGACGGGGAGGAGAUAUACUACGGGGCUAACUGACUCAACUCCAGCCGACGAGGGAGGAUGACCUACGUGCUAACUGACUAGACCCAGGCCGCAGUGGAGAGCUAGCUAAGCGGUGCUAACUGACUCAGACUCCACGCCGACGGGGAGGAGAUUAGCUUAGCGGUGCUAACUGACUCAGACCUCCAGCCGACGAGGGGCAGGUAAUAGCUAGCUGUGGCCUAACUGACUUAACUCCAGCUCCGACGUGGAGGAGAUAGCUAACGGUGCUCACUGCCGGCUCAGCCUGACAUGGAGGAACCUCUCCACUGCGGGCACUGACCUAUAACCUCCAUGUCCACAGGGCCAGGAGUACAUAGUGUAACGACUCGACUCCACCGUCCGGGGGCCAAGCUGUAUCUACUACCACUCCACUGUCCCAGGCAGGUACCUAUUAACCCUUCCACUGUACCCAGGGCCAGAUGUACCAUCUAACCUCUCACUGUCCGGGCCACUGACCAAUCAACCCUUUCCAACUGUCCCAGGCCGCUGUACACUCACUUGCUACAUCCUGUUCCAUUCUCUCCUGCAUGUCUGUAUCCUAUCUAACUCUCCACUGUCCCGGGCCAGCUGUACUAUUAACCCUCUCCACUGUCCAGGCCAGCUGUACCUAUCUAACCCUCUCCACUGUCCCGGGCCAGCUGUACAUAUUUAACCCUCUCCACUGUCCCGGGCCAGCUGUACCUAUCUAACCCUUUCCACUGUCCCAGGCCAGCUGUACUAUCUAACCCUCUCCACUGUCCCUGGGCCAGCUGUACAUAUCUAACCCUCUCCACUGUCCCAGGCCCCUGUACCUAUCUAACCCUCUCCACUGUCCCGGGCCAGCUGUACAUAUCUAACCCUUCCACUGUCCCGGGCCAGCUGUACCUAUCUAACCCUCUCCACUGUCCCGGGCCAGCUGUACUUAUUAACCCUCUCCACUGUCCCGGGCCAGCUGUACUAUUAACCCUCUCCACUGUCCCAGGCCAGCUGUACCUAUCUAACCCUCUCCACUGUCCCGGGCCAGCUGUACCUAUCUAACCCUCUCCACUGUCCCGGGCCAGCUGUACCUAUCUAACCCUCUCCACUGUCCCGGGCCAGCUGUACAUAUUUAACCCUCUCCACUGUCCCGGCCAGCUGUACCUAUCUAACCUCUCCACUGUCCAGGCCAGCUGUACCUAUCUAACCCUCUCCACUGUCCCGGCCAGCUGUACCUAUCUAACCCUCUCCACUGUCCCGGGCCAGCUGUACCUAUCUAACCCUUUCCACUGUCCCGGGCCAGCUGUACCUAUCUAACCCUCUCCACUGUCCCAGGCCAGCUGUACCUAUCUAACCCUCUCCACUGUCCCAGGCCAGCUGUACCUAUCUAACCCUCUCCACUGUCCCGGGCCAGCUGUACCUAUCUAACCCUCUCCACUGUCCCGGGCCAGCUGUACCUAUCUAACCCUCUCCACUGUCCUGGGCCAGCUGUACCUAUCUAACCCUCUCCACUGUACUGGCUAGCUGUGUACCUAUCUAGCCCUCUCCACUUGGUCCGGCCUAUCUAACCCUCUCUGGCUGUACUGUACUGACAGCCUCCCCAGCAGCCAGCAGACAGGGUUUGGGGCAUGGGGUGGUGGUGUGGACUGGAGCAGUGCAGACAGAGAGGAGUGGUGUGAUAUUGAGUGUGGUGUGGUGAUGCAGUCAACGCCCAGGCAGGCAGGCAGGCAUGUGCAGGGGAAGGAAGGGUAGGGAAGCCCAGCUCUGAUUGGGUUAUUAUCAGUGCCAGGCCCCAGCCUCUCUCCUCUCAUGCUGUCUGCCCAGAGAGAGAGAUGGGAAUACCAAUCCCCUGCAGCAGCCACACCUCUGGGGAGUGAGAGAUGCUCUUGUAUCCUGGUCCUCUGGGACCACCAUGCCUGGCACACUCUGCCUCACAGACCUGCUGUUUUAGGGGAAGAACGGCUUUGAGAUGCAGCCAAAGAGUAAUUUGAAUGCUUAAUGCCCUCUGUCUCUCUUAUGAAUAAUUUGAAUGCUUAAUGUCCUCUCUCUCUAUUUUCUCUCCUGCUGUGAGAGAGGGAUGCCCCGACGGGUCUGAAGAGGAUCAAAGUGCAUUCUGAUUUACACACUCAAGAUCUGUUUGAAGUGGGAUUUCAGCAUAAUUAUCUUCUUAACAACUAAUUAUUUGCUGGUUCAGUAGAAUGGAAUCAAUGAACCAUGUUGCCAGGGCCGGGUAUAGCUGGAGCUGGCUGGACUGGUAAAUGUCAGAACGAAUUGGAAAUGCACCAAAAUGAUUCCUUGGUGCCAUGAUGACACAUUCUCCAGAGCUGUCAUGUGAUGCCUCCGUGUUCACUGAGUCGUUUAAUCGGCUUUAAAGUAAGAUGACUUUGUUGUAGUGGAGCUCUAGCAUUAAAAGCAGUAGUGGUAGGUGCAUCCCAAAUGGCACCCUAUUCCCUUUAUAGUACACUAUUUUUGACCAGGGCCCAUAGGGCAUUUGGGACUCAUCUGUAGACCCAGGGUGUUUGCCUCUUCACUAUGAAUAGUGCUAGUCUGUCUGUGUGGAUGGCUGAAAAUGCAAUAAUAUUCAAGAAUUCCUGUCACAUUCUUCACAUUCAUCACUCGUGUGUCACUAAUAAUGUUUCAUAUUCAUACACAAUCUCACAACAGCUUGCUACUGACACUAUGGCCAUAGAUGAACUUCUGCUCUGAUUGGCUGUGAGUGAGGAAAUCACUUCCUGUUUGGCACUUCCUGCCCUGGAUGGUCCUGGGUUUUCAGGCAGAGGACAUGUUUGAUUGAAUAUCACUACAUUGACGGCCUCACAUCUCAUGUUUGAUUAGUAAAUCCUACACACUGGCUCUCUCACAGAGCCUCAGCUCUGGCCCACUCCACAACCUCCCCCUCCGCUCUCGUCUUUCUUCAGUGCACGCUCUCUCUCUUCACAUAUCUGUCACUCUCUUGUCUGACUGGCUAUUGUGCACCUCCAUUUGUAGUUCACUGCUCUGUGCUCUCUAUCUCUUCAUGUCUGCCAGUAUCCUGUCAGACUACUUCAGUCUUACUCCCUGCUAUCUCCCCAUGCUGUCAGCCUGCUGUACACCUUUGGGCUGCCCGCCCAACGCAGCCUUCAGCCUUGCCCUCCUCUCCUCACCACUCAAACUUACUGCCCUCUUUCCUGUCAGUCGGUCUUACUCUCUCCUGGCUGUCUUCAGUCUAGCCUUCCUGUCCUCUCUUUCCAGGCUCCGUCACACAGGCUUGGCCCACAAUGAGAGCUGACGGAAUGGGGUCAGGGGAUCGCCUUGGCAACCAAUCAGCCUGGAAAUGGAUGCUCUCUUUUCAGGUCAAGUGUCACAAAGGGCCACGGCUGUGUCUGUGUGCCGAAUGCUAAGUAGAAAUACACCCAAAUUAGCACCACUUGGCUACAAUGUUUCAGACUGCAUGUUACUGCAAACAUUCAAAAUAAGUGAAUAUGUAACAUACCAUGAGGUCUGUGUUUUAGACCAUCUUAAGACUUUGGUCAUAGAAGAUUCAGCCUAUUAUCAAGGUCUUUGAACUUGAACAAUGUCCUUAGGCGUGCAUUUUCCAAGAAACUGCUGCUGACACUGAUGUUGCUAAUGCCAGGAACGUUUCAGUGAUUCCAAUGCUUUUCCUGUAUAAACCCUUUGACUCCUGUAGAGUAAGAGGUAAGCCACAUCAUAUACAGUGAGGGAAAAAAGUAUUUGAUCCCCUGCUGAUUUUGUACGUUUGCCCACUGACAAAGAAAUGAUCAGUCUAUAAUUUUAAUGGUAGGUUUAUUUGAACAGUGAGAGACAGAAUAACAACAAAAAAAUUGAGAAAAACGCAUGUCAAAAAUGUUAUAAACUGAUUUGCAUUUUAAUUAGGGAAAUAAUUAUUUGACCCCUUCUCAAUCAGAAAGAUUUCUGGCUCCUAGGUGUCUUUUAUACAGGUAACGAGCUGAGAUUAGGAGCACACUCUUAAAGGGAGUGCUCCUAAUCUCAGUUUGUUAACUGUAUAAAAGACACCUGUCCACAGAAGCAAUCAAUCAAUCAGAUUUCAAACUCUCCACCAUGGCCAAGACCAAAGAGCUCUCCAAGGAUGUCAGGGACAAGAUUGUAGACCUACACAAGGCUGGAAUGGGCUACAAGACCAUCACCAAGCAGCUUGGUGAGAAGGUGACAACAGUUGGUGCGAUUAUUCGGAAAUGGAAGAAACACAAAAUAACUGUCAAUCUCCCUCGGCCUGGGGCUCCAUGCAAGAUCUCACCUUGUGGAGUUGCAAUGAUCAUGAGAACAGUGAGGAAUCAGCUCAGAACUGCACGGGAGGAUAUUGUCAAUGAUCUCAAGGCAGCUGGGACCAUAGUCACCAAGAAAACAAUUGGUAACACACUACGCCGUAAAAGCCUGAAAUCCUGCAUCGCACGCAAGGUCCCCCUGCUCAAGAAAGCACAUAUACAGGCCAGUCUGAAGUUUGCCAAUGAACAUCUGAAUGAUUCAGAGGAGAACUGGGUGAAAGUGUUGUGGUCAGAUGAGACCAAAAUCGAGCUCUUUGCAAUCAACUCAACUCGCCGUGUUUGGAGGAGGAGGAAUGCUGCCUAUGACCCCAAGAAUACCAUCCCCACCGUCAAACAUGGAGGUGGAAACAUUAUGCUUUGGGGGUGUUUUUCUGCUAAGGGGACAGGACAACUUCACCGCAUCAAAGGGACGAUGGACGGGGCCAUGUACCGUCAAAUCUUGGAAGAGAACCUCCUUCCCUCAGCCAGGGCAUUGAAAAUGGGUCGUGGAUGGAUAUUCCAGCAUGACAAUGACCCAAAACACACGGCCAAGGCAACAAAGGAGUGGCUCAAGAAGAAGCACAUUAAGGUCCUGGAGUGGCCUAGCCAGUCUCCAGACCUUAAUCCCAUAGAAAAUCUGUGGAGGGAGCUGAAGGUUCGAGUUGCCAAACGUCAGGCUCGAAACCUUAAUGACUUGGAGAAGAUCUGCAAAGAGGAGUGGGACAAAAUCCCUCCUGAGAUGUGUGCAAACCUGGUGGCCAACUACAAGAAACGUCUGACCUCUGUGAUUGCCAACAAGGGUUUUGCCACCAAGUACUAAGUCAUGUUUUGCAGAGGGGUCAAAUACUUAUUUCCCUCAUUAAAAUGCAAAUCAAUUUGUAACAUUUUUGACAUGCGUUUUUCUGGAUUUUGUUGUUGUUAUUCUGUCUCUCACUGUUCAAAUAAACCUACCAUUAAAAUGAUAGACUGAUCAUGUCUUUGUCAGUGGGCAAACGUACAAAAUCAGCAGGGGAUCAAAUACUUUUUUCCCUCACUGUACUAGAACUGUAGGACACAACCUAAUUGGAUUUGAGGUGGACUAUUUUAGACAGAGGGCAAUUCCACGGUAACGGAAUUGCGCUGAGAUUUAGAUUUUUCACUCAAUUAACGCAAAACAAAAACCAUUGAUUUAAAAGUUUAACAAACCAUAGAACUCUAUGCACAAUGACUACUUUUAACAAUUUAUACUGACAAUUUUAUAAAAACACAUUUACUGGAAGAACUGUGCAGAUGCAUAGUUUGGUAACAAAAUUUUGGUAAAAUCUUCCUCAUUUUUUUUUAAUGUGUCCACGUUUUCCAAAAAUUCUGUUAAAUAUCUGCUCCGAAUUAAGAUUCAACGAUGUUUGCAGAAAUAUAAUGGGUUGUCGGCUAUGACAUGACACAUUGACUUUGAAAAAAAUCGCUUUUGGUUAUUAAACUACAGAAGGUGAAGUGGGUUUACAACGGGUAACAUAAUUGCGGUAACGGAAUUUCAUCAUGGGUCCCUGAUCCUUACUGCACAGAAAUACAUAAUUAUGGAUAUGAAAGUCAUUCUCUUCAUGGUGAUGUAUCCUGAAUAGGUACACAAAGGCACACAUUUGCAUAUUUGGGUAUUAUUCUACACACUGGCUAUUAUUGUAAUGAGCUCUGCCCCCAAACAAGAUCACAUUUGGUUGGUUUGGACUGGACCAAAUCUGAACCAAUCAUAGACGUUUAUGUUUUACAAGUUUGGACAUCAAAGUACAGCACAGUAGAGCUCAGUAGAGUACAGCACAGAACAUUAGAGUAUAGUACAGUACAUUACAGUACAGUACAGUAUAGUUCAGUACAGGACAGUAUAGUUUAGUACAGGACAGUAUAGUUCAGUACAGGACAGUAUAGUUCAGGACAGGACAGUAUAGUUCAGUACAGGACAGGAUAGUUUAGUACCUUACUCUAGUGUGCUGUACUCUACUGUACUGAACUAUACUUUUCUUUACUGUGCUGUCCUGUGCUGUCCUGUACUGUGCUGUCCUGUGCUGUGCUGUACUGUACUGUGCUGUACUGUACUGUGCUGUCCUGUACUGUGCUGUCCUGUGCUGUCCUGUACUGUGCUGUCCUGUGCUGUCCUGUACUGUGCUGUCCUGUACUGUGCUGUACUGUACUGUACUGUGCUGUACUGUGCUGUGCUGUGCUGUCCAAACUUGUGAACCCAACUUUGUUUCGUGACUACUGUGAUUUCCCAUUGUAGCCAAUACAAUUACCGAAAUUCCAUUACUGAGUUUUAAACACUUAAUAAUUCAUAAACAAAAUUGAUAUCAGUAAAAACACUAUAGGUAAUUGAUAGGUCGACCUUUACUUGUUACUUCUGGGAACUUUCAUUAUCUUCCCUCCACAUGAGGGAUAAAAAUGUGAAAAUACAGUAUCUUAAAGAGACAGUGCAUUCGGAAAGUAUUCAGACCCCUUGACUUUUUCCACAUUUUGUUACAUUACAGCCUUGUUCUAAAAUUUAUAAAAUAAAACAAAUGUCCUCAUCAAUCUACACACAAUACCCCAUAAAGACAAAGCGAAAACAGGUUUUUAGAAAUGUUAGCUAAUUUAUAAAAUCUUAAAAACAGAAAUAACUUAUUAACAUAAGUAUUCAGACCCUUUGCUAUGAGACUCGAAAUUGAGCUCAGGUGCAUGUGUUUCCAUUGAUCAUCCUUGAGAUGUUUCUACAACUUGAUUGGAGUCCACCUGUUGUUAAUUCAAUUGAUUGGACAUGAUUUGGAAUGUGCCGAGGCACAGAUUUGGGGAAGGGUACCAAAACAUUUCUGCAGCAUUGAACACACUGGCCUCCAUCAUUCUUAAAUGGAAGAAGUUUGGAACCACCAAGACUCUUCCUAGAGCUGGCCGCCUGGCCAAACUGAGCAAUCGGGGGAGAAGGGCCUUGGUCAGGGAGGUGAACAAGAACACGAUGGUCACUCUGACAUGGCUCCAGAGUUCCUCUGUGGAGAUGGGAGAAUCUUCCAGAAGGACAACCAUCUCUGCAGCACUCCACCAAUCAGGCAUUUAUGGUAGCGUGGCCAGCCUGCUUGGAGUUUGCCAAAAGGCACCUAAAGACUCUCAGACCAUGAGAGACAAGAUGUUCUGGUCUGAUGAAACCAAGAUUGAACUCUUUGGCCUGAAUGCUAAGCGUCAUGUCUGGAGGAAACCUGGCACCACCCCUACGGUGAAGCAUGGUGGUGGCAGCAUCAUGCUGUGGGGAUGUUUUUCAGCGGCAGGUACUGGGAGACUAGUCAGGAUAGAGGGAAAGAUGAACGGAGCAAAGUACAGAGAGAUCCUUGAUGAAAACUUGCUCCAGAGUGCUCAGGACCUCAGACUGGGGCGAAGGUUCACCUUCCAACAGGACAACGACCCUAAGCACACAGCCAAGACAACGCAGGAGUGGCUUCGGGACAAGUCUCUGAAUGUCCUUGAGUGGCCCAGCCAGAGCCCGGACUUGACCCGAUCAAACAGAGACCUGAAAAUAGCUGUGCAGUGACACUCCCCAUUCAACCUGACAGAGCUGGAGAAGAUCUGCAGAGAAGAAUGGGAGAAACUCCCCAAAUACAGGUGUGCAAAGCUUGUAGCGUCAUACCCAAGAAGACUUAAGGCUCUAAUCACUGCCAAAGGUGCUUCAACAAAGUACUGAGUAAAGGGUCUGAAUAUUUAUGUAAAUGUGAUAUUUCAGUUGUAGUUUCUACAAACCUGUUUUUGCUUUGUCAUUAUGGGGUAUUGUGUGUAGAUUGAUGAGGGGGAAAAAACAAUUUAAUCAAUUUUAGAAUAAGGCUGUAACUUAACAAAAUGUGGAAAAAGGCAAGGGGUCUGAAUACUUUCCGAAUGCACUGUAUGUCGGUUUUUGGUAAUGGAAUUUCAACGCACAAGGCAAUGUUUCUUAAACGUACAAAAAAAAAUUCUCCAAAACUGUGUUGAUAUUCGAAUUCCUGAGCGACUAGGUGAAAAAUCUGUUGAUGUGUCCUUGAACUUAAUUGCUCCUGUAAGUCGCUCUGGAUAAGAGCGUCUGCUAAAUGACAGGUUGGCAGGGGUCUUUAAUUCAAAUAUACACUCGUUUAUGUUUUCUAAGACCCGUUUUCCAUCUGUUUGACCAGACAUCAAAGCCUCUGCUUAUUCAACAUUUUUAGGAUAUAAAAUAGUUGAAAAAUGUAUAUAUGCCGUGCUGCCUUAAUUAAAAAAAAUAAUAGACUCUUAGCUUUCAUUUGACAUGCUCCUAUGAACUUCAUGUUGGUGCUCAUGGGUCCUUUUACAUGGAAAUGACCCAAAAUAAACUUGACUGUUUGUAUCCAAGGAGGCAGAGAUAUCUUGCUAAGUCUCUGCGGUGACCUCCAUGUAAGUGACCUCACUGCUAUGAACUGCUCCAUGUGUGUGAGAUAGAAGGAGUGUCUCGGAGGUCUUUGUACACAUCUAGCGCUGCUGUUCCUGUUGUAUGCGUCAACAGCAAACUGAGAGGCCCUCCUGUACUCACUCCAAUUUUCUAGCUGUGUAUGAAUACCCUUGAAACCAGCACAAGGUGAUCCCUGGGUUGUUGAAUGACGGUUGAAAACCUGUUGGGACUGUUUUCUUUUAGUCUCUAGUUUUGCACAGAUAAAUGUACACUUUUGUUUUUGCCUCCCAGAAUGAAUUAGGCCUAAUGUUUAUGUCUGUUAGUAAGUGGCUGAAACCAAUGUCAAGUUUGUGGUAGCUGGGGAGGUCGGCUAGUUGGAAAUGGCACUGGUCCUAAUCUGGUUAGUGAAAUACAGCAACUCAAGAGAGAAGGGAGGAGGACAGAGCCUCAUAGGGCUCUGUCCCCCUCCCUUCUCUCUCUCUCUUCUCUCUCUCUCCCCUCCCCUCCUUUCUCUCUCUCUCUUCAAUUUAAAUGCAUCUCUCUUACGCUCUCUCUGUUUCUGCUCUCCUGUCUCUCUCUGCCCCCUCCCCAACUUUCUAUUCUCUUCCUUCUCUCUCUCUCUCUCUUCUCUUCUCUCUUCGCCUUCUCGCUCUCGCUCUCGCUCUUUUCUCUUCUUCCUCUCCUGUCUUUUCUCUCUCUCUCUCGCUCGCUCGCUCGCUCUCUCUCUCUCUCUCUCUCUCUCUCUUUCUCUUUCUCUCUCUCUCUCUCUCUCCCUCCCCUCCCCUCCCCCUCUCUCUUUCUCUCACUCUACUGUCCUGGAGCAGAACAAGCUUUAAAUUAUUGCUGCUGCACCACAUGAAACGUCAUGAUCGCACAUAGGAAAUGGUUUCCACUUCUGUGGAUCUCAUGUUGAAUGUUAAUGUGCUGCUUGCUGCACUACUGUUUUUGUGGGAGUUGUUGGAUGAUUUCGUUCCUUUUAGUGGAGAAAACCUCCCUGGUUUCUCUACUUGCUGUGUCAGCAUCAGGCGUGGCAGAGCCAAAAACCCUGGAGAAAGAAUUCCGGCAGCUAAAAAAAUAAAAAAUUGUUGUGUUCUUCAUGGUAGCCCUUUUUGUGCCUGUUGCUAGGAGACGGUAAGAGCUAUGUGGCUGAACAUUGAGCCUGGUUUGGACAAGAGAAAAGACACGGAACAGAGGAAAGAAAGAAAGAAAGAAAGAAAGAAAGAAAGAAAGAAAGCAGUGGAAAGAGGAGAAACCUCUGGGGCUUACAGAUAUACAGUUCUUCUAUGUUCCUUGUGUUCUGCUUCUACCACUCUGAACUGUUUACUUUAGUUCCCAAUAGCUGCCUUACAUUCUCACUGUUUCUCCCUAAUUCUCUGGGUGUUCUAGCAGGCCCUUUGUGGUCCUACUGGUCCUUUGUUUUCUUGGUUUGAGUUAGCCAUUGUUAAAACUCUGUUUGGUUCCAAGGAACAUUCUGUUUCUGAUGAGGCUUCAGUUUUCAGGGGGAAACAGCAGCCGCUAAAAUGGCUAACACAGUCCUUUUCUCUUUAGUUCUGUCCUGACUGACUGUCAUUACUCCCUGGGAUUCUCUGUUUCUGUUUGUCAGUCAUUAAAGCACUGGAAGAGCGUAGCAGUGAGAGGGGUGUGUGUGUGUUUCCCUCUGCCAGUCUUUUCUAUGUUGCUUCGCUGAUGAUAGUAAUGAGGCAAGCAGGGUGUGACCCAAUCUUCCCAUGCCCCUCUUUCAUCAGUCAUCGAACUUUAAAUACACAUACAUGUCUAUAGUCUCCAUGCUGACACAUGCAGAUGUGAUGAAAGCCAGCUGUUCAGAGAGACAAACAAAGGAUGUGUUUCCAGUGUGUGUGUGUGUGUGUGUGUGUUCAAGGGUCCUCUUUUUGUCCACCGCAGCACUGUCAGAGGCUGCCCCGUUUGCUAUUGUAACUAAUCAAACGCGUAGGUCACAUUUGAUUAGUUAAACACAGUUUCUGCAUGUGUUUGUGGGAACGUAGUGUUCUAUCUGCCUGUGUGUGUGUGUGUCCUGGCUUCAAGUCAAGUUCUGCCCUGUCUUGACCUUCUUCAAGUGGAUGCCACACACUGUGUAACAAUGAUUGAGUUUUCAAUCAUUGUCAUUGUGACAUAAACUACAUGACCAAAAGUAUGUGGACACCUGCACGUCGAACAUUUCAUUCCAAAAUCAUGGGCAUUAAUAUGGAGUUGGUUCGCCCUUUGCUGCUAUAACAGCCUCCACUCUUCUGGGAAGGCUUUCCAUUAGAUGUUGGAACAUUGCUGAGGGGACUUGCUUCCAUUCAGCCACGAGCAUUAGUGAGGUCGUGUACUGAUGUUGGCCGAUUAGGCCUGGCUCGCAGUCGGCGUUCCAAUUCAUCCUAAAGGUGUUCGAUGGGGUUGAGGUCAAGGGCUCUGUGCAGGCCAGUCAGGUUCUUCCUCAUCGAUCUCGACAAACCAUUUCUGUAUGGACCUCUUUUUGUGCACGGGGGGCAUUGUCAUUCUGAAACAGGAAAGGGCCUUCCACAAACUGUUGCCACAAAGUUUGAAGCACAGAAUUGUCUAGAAUGUCAUUGUAUGCUGUAGCAUUAAGAUUUCCCUUCACUGGAACUAAGGGGCCUAGCCCGAACCAUGAAAAACCUCCUCCGCCAAACGUUACAGUUGGUACUAUGGAUUCGGGCAGGUAGCGUUCUCCUGGCAUCCGCCAAACCCAGAUUUGUCCGUCGGACUGCCAGAUGGUGAAGCGUGAUUCAUCACUCCAGAGAACGCGUUUCCACUGCUCCAGAGUCCAAUGGCGGCGAGCUUAACACCACUCCAGCCGACGCUUGGCAUUGCGCAUGGUGAUCUUAGGGUUGUGUGAUGCUGCUCGGCCAUGGAAACCCAUUUCAUGAAGCUCCUGACGAACAGUUCUUGUGCUGAAGUUGCUUCCAGAGGCAGUUUGGAACUCAGUAGUGAGUGUUGCAACCGAGCUUCAGCACUCGGUGAUCCCGUUGUGUGAGUUUGUGUGGCCUACCACUUCGCGGCUGAGCCGUUGUUGUUCCUAGAGUUUCAACUUCAUAAUAACAGCACUUACAGUUGACCGGGGCAGUUCUAGCAGAGCAGAAAUUUGACGAACUGACUUGUUGGAAAGGUGGCAUCCUAUGACGGUGCCACGUUGAAAGUCACUGAGCUCUUCAGUAAGACCAUUCUACUACCAAUGUUUGUCUAUGGAGAUUGCAAGGCUGUGUGCUCGAUUUUAUACACAUGUCAAAAUAGUUGAAUCCACUAAUUUGAUUAAUUCAUUCCGUAUGUCAGAACCUUGGUCCAUCUGUACUAUAGGUCUCCGACUUUCCUCCAUCUGUACCUCAGCUCUCUGACUAGCCUUUCCUCCAUCUGUACCUCAGCUCUCUGACUAGCCUUUCCUCCAUCUGUACCUCAGUUCUCUGACUAGCCUUUCCUCCAUCUGUACCUCAGCUCUCUGACUAGCCUUUCCUCCAUCGGUACCUCAGCUCUCUGACUAGCCUUUCCUCCAUCUGUACCUCAGUUCUCUGACUAGCCUUUCCUCCAUCUGUACCUCAGCUCUCUGACUAGCCUUUCCUCCAUCGGUACCUCAGCUCUCUGACUAGCCUUUCCUCCAUCUGUACCUCAGUUCUCUGACUAGCCUUUCCUCCAUCUGUACCUCAGCUCUCUGACUAGCCUUUCCUCCAUCUGUACCUCAGGUCUCUGACUAGCCUUUCCUCCGUCUGUACCUCAGGUCUCUGACUAGCCUUUCCUUCUUGUUAAAAUUUUUCUGUCAGCUGUAGUUCUCUCUCUCUCUCUCUCUUUCUCUUUCUCUCUCUUCCUCCCUCACUCUCUCUCUCUCUCUCUGCCUGGCCUCAGGGAGUGCACCUCAGGUCUAUGUCUCACACUGCAGUCAAACCACCAGCAGAGAUAUUUACACAAGUGGGAGUAAUUAGCAUGUGAUUGAGAGGUAUGUGGAAAUCACGCGUGUGGAUCUGGGCCUGUGUGUGUGUGUGUGUGUAGCGUGUUUGUGUGUCAGUGAGUGUGUAGCGUGUUCCUGGGCCUGAGCACGGGCUAGCCCACACCAAGCCGACAGCUACAGGCUAGUCCACACCAAGCCCAGCUAGAGGCUAGUCCACACCAAGCCCAGCUAGAGGCAGGGGGGGCUCUCUGCUCUUUCUCUGCUCUCUGAUUGGGCAAGGAUGUAGGGUGAAACCACUGUACUCCCCUCAGUACUUGGGAGCUGCUAGUAGUGGGGAGGAGAGGGAAGAGGGGAAAGGGUGUUAAGCUCACUGUUGAGCUUGAAAAGUGCUGCACUGCACAUAGACCCUGGCUGGUGAUGAUGGGAAAUAUGACUCUUCCAUUCCUUCUACUUCCACUUUCCCUCAAGCCUGGAGCAGGUUGCGAAGCAACACCACACAGUAACAAUGUGUGGAGGUUUUGUAUACCCACUACCCUCUCACCAAGGGCACAGGGAGAGCAUGGGAACCUGGGUGUGAUUGGUACAUGGCAGAAGAGGUGAUGCUGUAUUUAGAAGUCAUUUAGCACAAUAUCGCUUCAUAUCUUAUUUGUUGUGUUUUUUUAAUAAAUGUUUAUCUUUUAUUUUGAUUAGUUAUGCUAUUUUGAUAUUGAUUACUGCACUGUUGGGUAGGGCUGGGAAUUGCCAGGGACCUCACGAUACGAUAUUAUCACGAUAUUUAGGUGCCAAUGCGAUAUGUAUUGCAAUUCGAUGUUCCAAACACAUUGCUGCUGCAGAGGGACAACAGAGCCAUGAGAAAACAAGUUUUGGCCAGUCAUGGAAAUAAAAAUGCUGAAAGAAGAUUUAAAAAGAAGAUGGAGAACAAGCUAUGGAAUGUUGGUGCAGGUACAGUAAACUACCACAAAAAUAAUAUUGCGAUAUUAUCAAAACGAUACACUCUUAAAAAUUAGGGGUUCAACAAGGAUUCUUCUAAGAUCGUCAAAGUUCUUCGAAGAACCUUAGGGUUAUUGGCACUGGAAAUUGCCCCCAAAAGGUUAUUCCAUGAACCCCAUAGGAGGUGGGGUUCAUCGAGGAACCUCCUUAGUUGGUGGGGGUUCUUGCAGGAACCUAACUGCCUAACUGAAACAUUUGGAUUUGAAAGGAGAGCAGGUGCAGGCACUUAACUGAAACAUUUAAAUAUCUCCUCAAUUUAAGGUAAGGUUUGUCCCUUGUAUGAUAUCAAUUGAUAUUGUUUUAUGAUGAUACCAUCUAUCUUUUUAUAUUUGUGCAAAUCUUCCUAAAAACAGAAAAUGGACAAAAUUCAAUGGAUAUCAAUCAACAAAGAGGUAAGAAUAUGUAGGCUAUAAGAAUAUGUUGAAGGCUAGCUGUAUUGGGUGCAGAUGACUGAACUUCUCACUUUUGUGUCUGUCUGCAGGUAUACAGACGAGGAGGCAUACAAAGGUAUGUCCAUUGGCAUUGGUAUGUUAUGCUGAUCACAUUUACCAUCCUUCCUUACCUCUUCAAUGAAUAUCCCAUAGGCCUCUACAUUAAGGACAAGGUAUGUGUAUGAAAACAAUUAUCAAAACAGUUUUUUUCAUUCACAUUCACCACAAAAACGAGGUAUGAAUACUGUCGUGUGCAUAUUUUGUUAAUCAUCUGUAUAAUUACUAUUUUUUUCAUUCACAGACUUCACCCUCCCUACACCUCUGAAUAUAACAGGAAACCUGUUUGAUCACCAUGCACUGCAAAAUAAUUCUGGCUAUGUAUACGGAGAACAUCAACACAUUAACAUCAACAUGCCAGAGGAUAUACUUGUUGGACUUGGGGUUCUGCUGGGAGUUUACCUCAUAUUUGGAUUUUGUAAUUCUGCUUUGCCACUAAAAUCAUAAUAAACACUGACAACUAAAAUAUUGUGUUAUUGUUGUUAUUGUUAUGCAUAUUAUUAAUACAAAUCAUAAUAAGGGAGGUAGUUCAACAAUGAACCACAAAAGGUUCUUCAAAAGGUUAUUAGAGGAUCCAUUAAAAUGAGUUUUUUGAAGAACCAUUUUAAAGGGUUCUUUGAAGAACUUUAAGGGGAUCCCCCACAGUUUCAAUUUGAAGGACCCCUAAACGAUACUCCAGGAACCUUUUCGUAUAUCGUAAAAAAUAAUAUCCUGAUAUGUAACUGUAUCUAUUUUUUUCCCCCAUCACUACUGUUGGGUAGAGCAUGAAAGUUAAGCAUUUCACUGUACUUGUAUAUGUGACAAUAAAACUUGAACUUGAUAGUUUUGCUUCAGGAAAUCAGGUACUAGAGAGAGAGGGAGCGAAUGCAGAAAGUAGCUCUCACAGAAUGGGCAUCUGGAUUAGAUUUCAGUAUUAGAAAUCACCCCGGAUACAUUAGCUGAGAGCCUCAUGUUAACCCUGAUUAUCUGGAGGUAUUAACAUGACUCAUAAUACGUCUAGAUGGAAUACAGUGCUCAUGAUGAGUGUGGAUCAGUUGGUAGAGCAUGGCACUUGCAACACCAGGGUUGUGAGUUCAAUUCCCACGGGGGACCAGUAGAAAAUGUAUUGCAUUCACUACUGUAAGUCACUCUGAAUAAGAGUGUCUGCUGAAUGACUAAACUGUAAAUAUUACAGCAAGAGAAAUGCACUAGGGUUGGGACUGGGGAUAUAUGAUGUUGUUUUCUUUCAAUGACACAGUUUGACCUCAGUCAUCCUGUGGUAAUUUAGGGGAUGUCCCUGUGCAUCGCUUCUGGGGUAAGGAAAAGGUCAUAAGCCCACAAAAUGGGAGAAUCUCCAUUGCAUACUCCUCUCUCCUCGCCUCCUUCUCAAAACCCAUUGGAGAAAAAGGGGAGGGGAGGGACCUCUGGAAGGAGGCAAGGAGAGAGGACGCAAGGAGUAUGCAAUGGAGAUUCUCCUAGUGAGAGCAGAGGCCCAGCAUUGACUUGACUUUGUAAUUCAUGUAACCAGCCUGCUCUGAGAGUGAGUCUGUGUGUGUGUGUGUGUGUGUGUGUGCUGGCAUGGUCUGUGACUGAUAGAGCUGACGGAACAGAACGAUGACCCCUGACCCCUAGCUUUCCUGUUGACACGGGGCCACCUGGCACCUCCCGGAAGUGGAAUACAUUCAUUUCCACUCCUCUUACCUCACAUUUGUCUCUGAGAACAGCUGAGAGACCUCAGUUUCCUCCCUGGGCGACGUUACAGGAACACGUGUUGUCUGUCUCCAGAUCAGUGCCUAGCCUCAUUCUGACAAACGGAUGGAAAUGAAAGGACUCAAAUACAACAUGAUUGUACUUGUAGACACAAGUUUUCUUUAGUUAACGGGACGCUAAGGCCGUUGCCAUGGAGAUUGAGGGGAGGAGCAAAGUUCUGCCCUGGGGCUGCAUCUCAAGGGUCAUCUGCUCUCUCUCUCUCUCGCUCUCUCUCUCUCUAAUUGGCCACAGUGGAAUUGGCCCGUGUUGAUUUUGGUUGAAAUUCACAGCGCUUCAAUUUCUGCUCACUGGGUUUGAAGUCAGCAAGAUAAGAGUAGAGACUGCGUGCUGGAGAUAUUCAUGUUUAGUAAUACAUUUGAAGUCUAGAGGUGAUUGGUGAUGAUACUCAUUAUGUUUGAUGGAAGGCCUAAAGAUAGGGGGGGGGGGGGUUAGAAACAACACAUGAGUAAUUUUGGUUAAUGUUGUUCUGCUAUCUGAGUGACAGCUAAGGGACACACUGCAAGGAUAAUUUUCAGGAAAUUCCAUAUCUCAUUUGAUAAUAAUCUAUGCCUUGAUACGUCUCAGAGUGUCCUAAAAUGUCUCAGUGCUGAUAAUAUUCCUCAUAUUAGCCUCUCUGUGUGGUUUUAUCUUUCUGGUUCACACAACUGCACAUAGCCAAGCCCUAACUGAAGUGACUGUAGUCACAUAGCCAAGCCCUAACUGAAGUGACUGUAGUCACAUAGCCAAGCCCUAACUGAAGUGACUGUAGUCACAUAGCCAAGCCCUAACUGAAGUGACUGUAGUCACAUAGCCAAGCCCUAACUGAAGUGACUGUAGUCACAUAGCCAAGCCCUAACUGAAGUGACUGUAGUCACAUAGCCAAGCCCUAACUGACGUGACUGUACUUUGUAGUCCUCUGUAGCUCAGCUGGUAGAGCACGGCGCUUGUAACGCCAAGAUAGUGGGUUCGAUCCCCGGGACCACCCAUACACAAAAAAUGUAUGCACGCAUGACUGUAAGUCGCUUUGGAUAAAAGUGUCUGCUAAAUGGCAUAUUAUUAUUAUUAUACUUUAGCCACCCUUGCUUCCACCUAAAACUGUAAUCAUCGGUUUCCUCAGCUGCCUGGGUCAAGUCAGGAGUUGAGACACAUCCGAUGCUGUGUUGCUGCUGAAAUAUGCCUUUGUUUUCCUAAAUGAAUAGUGUUUCUAUUCAAAUCCAUGUGUAACAAAGAGCUGCAUAGGACUCUGGCUGCUUGUGGAUAUCCUGUUGAUAUGGUUACAGGGCCCGGCCUUAAAGUGGAGUCACAUAGUCAGGGACACACACAGACACACACAUACUCACAGACAGCACUGAAGUAGUUUCACUAGUAUUGCCCCAGAGGAGACAGCACUGUAGUAGUUUCACUAGUAUUGCCCCAGCACACGGUGCACAAAGGGAAUCUUUGUUGAUACAGAGUUAGGCCAGCAGCAGGGAGUGUGUGUGUGCGUGUGCGUGCGUGUGUGCGUGUGCGUGCGUGUGUGUGUUUGUGUGUGUGCGUGCGUUCAUGCAUGUCUGUGGUAUGUCAUGCAUCUGCAUCACAAAAGCAGUGCUCAUUGAGGGUGCACUAUCGGGAGAUUAGGGCUACUGUGUGGUGAACUGUGGCCUAGUGAUGGGGACGUCAUUAACAAACCACAGCCGUAUCUCAGACACACACACACACACACACACACACACACACACACACACACACACACACACACACGUCUAGCCAGUAGUUGGCACUACCAGACACUUAACCACUCCAGUCUAAAACACACACAGCCUAAAGAUCUGUGGAAAGAUUCGGCCAUGUUUCUCCCACACACUGCAGCUCCCACUCCAUCCUACUGCUAACGGACUUUCACUGACACGGUCAAUGUGUACUGCUACUGCCGUAUGUCAUGUUUAAAUUGCUCUGUUGCUUCCGGGUGCAGGCACUCUGGCGGAUUCCCGUUCUUUCCCUCAUUGCCGGUCUGUGUCUCUCUUCAGGGGCCCUGUGGGAUUGUGUUCCAGGGGCUAGAGAGCAGGACUGUGCUGUACCAUUGUGUGGUGGGCUGGAGAUCAGGAAGCAGAGGAUAGAGGAGGAGAAGAAUGGGGGGGGAUUCUGUCGCUGAAGUGGGGAUAGAAGGCUGGAGAGGCAGGAGUCAUCCCUGGCCGCUAUCCUUCCUCCUCUGGCGUCACAGAACAUCCAGUGACAAAACAGCAAUGGCAGCGGUUAGCUUAGUGUUUACUAUCAAAGCCAAAGACUCAUUUUCAACCGCCGCUUUACCCAGUGAGGGACGUGCUGGAGAGAUGUGUGGAAAACCUCACAGAAGAGGAGAUGAGAAGGAGACAUGACAUGACAGGCCUGCUGUCUGAAGUAUCUGCAGUGGAAAAGUCUGGCUUUUAGCUCCCAACUAGCUCCCAUCUGCACCGUACUGCCUGCCGUGUGGUGUGUGUGAGGGGGUGUUUGGCUCACCUAGACUCUACAGCACUGUUGGCCACCUGUCACUCACCUAAUCCUUCUCCAACAGUCUUCAACAUUGCCCUUACAGAGAAACAACAUGGCCGAACCUCUAAUGCCUAAUUUGAGUCAUUUCAGAAGACGUGAAACGUGACGAGGACCUGGUGUUGGAUCAGGUGACCAGUCUGACCACAGAGAUCUCGAUGUACAGCUGAGGUUCCCUAUCUAUGGCCAAAGUGUGUUCAUACUGUGGUUGCUUCGAUGCCAGCAACACAUUGUGACUCACUUUUACGAGAGCGAACUCUGAACCCAUUGGCGUUUUAUAGCCAGCUCUGAGGGCUCACUCCUGAGGCGAGAGCUUCCUUGAUAUGCUGAGGCAUCCAGUAUUUAUGAAAAAGUACAAGGUUACGGGGCCUGUGUAAAAAAUAAAAUAGGACUGGCAAGCAACUGCAAAUCUUUCCGCACAUAGGGCCGCAUGAAGGGCUCAUGCUAUUUACACAAGCAUGGUCAAUUUCUCUCUCUCCAUCCCUCUCUCUCUGUGAGAAUGGUUGACACACAACCUGUGCAAAGGACAGCGAAAUCGCUAAGGAAGGAACCUUUAACACCUCAUGCAUUUUUUUAAAGACACCCAUAUGCCUCCCUCUUUUUGUUAACGUGACUUGCCCUCUCUCUGUCCUCCUUCAGAUCUGUCCACGGCCAAGAGGAAGUUUGCAGAGUCUCUCAACGAGUUUAAGUUCCAGUGCAUAGGAGACGCAGAAACGGACGACGAGAUAUGUAUUGGUGAGCUCGCCCUGAGAAACUUGUAGUUACACACUCAGCACCAGCAUAAGCUGGUCACCAGUGUCUAAAACAUAGCGAAGGCUGGUCACCAGUGUCUAAAACAUAGCGAAGGCUGGUCACCAGUGUCUAAAACAUAGCGAAGGCUGGUCACCAGUGUCUAAAACAUAGCGAAGGCUGGUCACCAGUGUCUAAAACAUAGCGAAGGCUGGUCACCAGUGUCUAAAACAUAGCGAAGGCUGGUCACCAGUGUCUAAAACAUAGCGAAGGCUGGUCACCAGUGUCUAAAACAUAGCGAAGGCUGGUCACCAGUGUCUAAAACACAGCGAAGGCUGGUCACUAGUGUCUAAAACAUAGCGAAGGCUGGUCACAAGUGUCUAAAACACAGCGAAGGCUGGUCACUAGUGUCUAAAACAUAGCGAAGGCUGGUCACUAGUGUCUAAAACACAGCGAAGGCUGGUCACUAGUGUCUAAAACAUAGCGAAGGCUGGUCACCAGUGUCUAAAACACAGCGAAGGCUGGUCACCAGUGUCUAAAACAUAGCGAAGGCUGGUCACCAGUGUCUAAAACAUAGCGAAGGCUGGUCACCAGUGUCCAAAACACAGCGAAGGCUGGUCACCAGUGUCUAAAACACAGGAUAAGCUGUUAUCAACGCAAUUAGGUUCCUUGACAAGUUGGAUGAAAUUUAAUGACAUCAAUAAACUUGCCAUUAUGUUAAAAGUUUGAGAAACCAUGGUCUGGAGCAGGGACGGAACAAGCAGUAGCUUGCUAGUUGAAAACACAUUCUGGUCUAAAGCAAGCAUGUCAACUAGGAUUUCAAAUUAAUAACCUUGUUAUCCAAGCAAAGUCACAAAUGUUGAAUGUUAGAUUAUGUACAGAGCCAAAGUAUGAUCACUGGCUCAUUAUUUAUUGUUAACCUCCCACUGUAUCCACUCUGUCUGUCGGUCUGUCUGUCUCUGUCUGUCUGUCUAUCUCUAACCAUCUACAGCAAAGUCUCUACAGGAGUUUGCUGGAGUGUUGCAGAACCUGGAGGAUGAGAGAACGCGGAUGGUGAGUGUCAGAUAUACAGUGUCUUCGGAAAGUAUUCAGACCCCUUGACUUUUUCCACAUUUUGUUACGUUACAGCCUUAUUCUAAAAUUGAUUACAUUAUUUUUUCUCUCAGCAAUCUACACACAAUUCCCCAUAAUGACAAAGCGAAAACAGAUUUUUAGAAAUUUUUGCAAAUGUAUAAAAAAAAAAACCUGAAAUACAUGAUUUACUUAAGUAUUCAGACCCUUUGCUAUGAGACUUGAAAUUGAGCUCAGGACCAUCCUGUUUCCAUUAAGCAUCCUUGAGAUGUUUCUACAGCUUGAUUGGAGUCCACCUGUGGUAAAUUCAAUUGAUUGGACAUGAUUUGGAAAGGCACACACCUGUCUAUAUAAGGCCCCACAGUUGACAGUGCAUGUCAGAGCAAAAACCAAGCCAUGAGGUCGAAGGAAUUGUUCGUAGAGCUCCAAGACAGGAUUGUGCCGAGGCACAGAUCUGGGGAAGGGUACCAAAAAAUGUCUGCAGUAUUGAAGGUCCCCAAGAACACAGUGGCCACCAUCAUUCUUAAAUGGAAGAAGUUUGGAACCACCAAGACUCUUCCUAGAGCUGGCCGCCCGGCCAAACUGAGCAAUUGGGGGAGAAGGGCCUUGGUCAGGGAGGUGACCAAGAACCCGAUGGUCACUCUGACAGAGCUCUAGAGUUCCUCUGUGGAGAUGGGAGAACCUUCCAGAAGGACAACCAUCUCUGCAGCACUCCACCAAUCAGGCCUUUAUGGUAGAGUGGCCAGACGGAAGCCACUCCUCAGUAAAAGGCACAUGACAGCCCGCUUGGAGUUUGCCAAAAGGCACCUAAAGACUCUCAGACCAUGAGAAACAAGAUUUUCUGGUCUGAUGAACUCUUUGGCCUGAAUGCCAAGCGUCACGUCUGGAGGAAACCUGGCACCAUCCCUACGGUGAAGCAUGGUGGUGGCAGCAUCAUGCUGUGGGGAGGUUUUUCAGCGGCAAGGACUGGAAGACUAGUCAGGAUCGAGGGAAAGAUGAACAGAGCAAAGUACAGAGAGAGCCUUGAUGAAAACCUGCUCAAGAGUGCUCAGGACCUCAGACUGGGGAGAUCGUUUACCUUCCAACAGGACAACGACCCUAAGCACACAGCCAUGACAAUGCAGGAGUGGCUUCGGGACAAGUCUCUGAAUGUCCUUGAGUGGCCCAGCCAGAGCCCGGACUUGAACCCACAUUUUAUUGGCCACAUGCGCCGAAUACAACAGGUGCAGACAUUACAGUGAAAUGCUUACUUACAGCCCUUAACCAACAGUGCAUUUAUUUUUAAUAAAAAAGCAAAAUAAAAGAGCAGAAGUAAAAUAAAAUAACAGUAGGGAGGCUAUAUAUACAGGGGGGUACCAGUGCAGAGUCAAUGUGCGGGGGCACCGGGUAGUUGAGGUAGUUGAAGUAAUAUAUACAUGUGGGUAGAGUUAAAGUGACUAUGCAUAAAUAAUUAACAGAGUAGCAGCAGUGUAAAAAGAUAGGGUAGGGGGUGGGGGUGGGGGAGGGCAGUGCAAUUAGUACGGGUAGCCAUGAUUAGCUGUUCAGGAGUCUUAUGGCUUGGGGGUAGAAGCUGUUGAGAAGUCUUUUGGACCUAGACUUGGCACUCCGGUAACGCUUGCCGUGCGGUAGCAGAGAGAACAGUCUAUGACUAGGGUGGCUGGAAUCUUUGACAAUUUUGAGGGCCUUCCUCUGACACCGCCUGGUAUAGAGGUCCUGGAUGGCAGGAAGCUUGGCCCCAGUGAUGUACUGGGCUGUCCACACCACCCUCUGUAGUGCCUUGCGGUCGGAGGCCGAGCAGUUGCCAUACGAGGCGGUGAUGCAACCAGUCAGGAUGCUCUCGGUGGUGCAGCUGUAGAAUUUUUUGAGGAUCUGAGGACCCAUGCCAAAUCUUUUCAGUAUCCUGAGGGGGAAUAGGCUUUGUCGUGCCCUCUUCACGACUGUCUUGGUGUGUUUGGACCAUGAUAGUUUGUUGGUGAUGUGGACACCAAGGAACUUGAAGCUCUCAACCUGUUCCACUACAGCUCCGUUGAUGAGAAUGGGGGCAUGCUCAGUCCUCUUUUUUUUCCUGUAGUCCACAUUCAUCUCCUUUGUCUUGGUCACGUUGAGGGAGACACCACCUACUGUACUGGAGAAAACCGGUACAGUAAUCGCUGCCAAAGGUGCUUCAACAAAGUACUGAGUAAAGGGUCUGAAUACUUAUGUAAAUGUGAUAUUUCAGUUAUUUUUUAUUUUUUGUUGCAACAAUUUCUAAAAACCUGUUUUUGCUUUGUCAUUAUGGGGUAUUGUGUGUAGAUUGAUGAGGGGGAAAAAAAACAUUUAAUCAAUUUUAGAAUAAGGCUGUAAUGUAACAAUAUGUGGAAAAAGUCAAGGGGUCUGAAUACUUUCUGAACAUGAAAGUGUUAUAUAACCAGUAGAGUGAGGUCCUGUGUGAUCAGCUGUGUUGUGACUGAUCUCUGCUCAGAUUGAAAACGCCAAUGAUGUGCUGAUCAUGCCACUGGAGCGCUUCAGGAAGGAGCAGAUCAGUGCUGCCAAGGUAAGGAUAUAUUAUGACUGGACCCCCGAUAAGGGUACAAUUGCGGCCCGCAAUUCGGGGCAUUCCUGCAUACUUAUAUUUCUAUUGCUAAUUUUCUUUAGUUAGGACAGGCGGGAGGCAGGGGCACUCCGGUACAGUAGGUGGUGUUAAUGCACAAAAACUUUGAAUGCCAGCCGCCGAUAAACCCCACAGAAGAUGGGCAUUGUUUUCCCGCAGUUCUGUUAACGACAGUGAGGGCAGGCGGGAGUGAAGGACACUGUCUACCUGUGUUGCUCCCGCUAGCUAACAAGGAGGACUGCGGUACACAGCAGGCGGGGGUGACACCAUGUGCUAGCUAACUAUCAAGCUAGCUAGUACACGGUGUCGCCUCAGCCUUCCGCCUGCUGUGCUAGCGGGAGGCGGGGAUGACCGGUAGACAGUGUCCUUCGCCCUCGCCUGUCAGGCACGGUUUCCCCCCCCCCCCUAAAUGACCUGUUAAUCCCUACUACAGGGUCAUUGUGUGAUUUUACAAUCCCUCGUAGAUUACGAGGUGAAUUAUAAUCCUUAUUGGGUCAUGUAGCCAUUUCAUAAACCCUGUUUAGCCUUGAAAGACAACAAAAAAAACAUCUUUGUUUAUGACAUUUUAACCUAUCCGCUGAUUGUUAGGAAAUGCACUGAUCACUCAAAUAUUAGCAGUUUGCCCUUCAGUUUGACAGGUAACUGACUUUGUCCAGGUUAUUCUGAUUCCACAGGCACUGCAUAGACGUUAUAUGUUUGUAGGGUAGACUCUAUGUAAUGUAUGCACUGCAGGGAGCAGCAUCUCUCUAUUAAAUCACCAUUGAUGACAGCAUUCAAAGCGCUCCCUAAACUGUACCUCUAUGUCUAAAACGCUCUCAGCUCUGCCUGCGAGCUGACAGGUCUUCUGUGAUAAGACACUGCCACCACAUGGCCAAUAAUGGUAAUACAUGAAGGGCUUUAUCAGGCUUUAGUUGGUUGAUUGUCAAUGAAGAAAGAAAGGUAACAGACCUCAUACUGAGUGUGAUAUUGUAACCCUUUUUACACAUUGACAUAAUUUUGUGAAUGUACCUCACACCAUAUCAUUAUGAAGUCAAAGUCUGAAGGAGGUGUAUGUUCAUUGAAUGUUUGAAGAAUAAUUGAGUGUUUGAAGGAUACUUUAACUCAAAAAGCCCACAUUGAAACGUGGGUCAGUGCUAUCCGGAUCCUUGGGACGUCCCUACCCUAAACCCUAAACCCUAACCCUACCCUAACCUUAACCAUAACCUAACAUUAACCAUUAAACAUUUCAACUUCAAUGGGAGUAGGGAUGUUCCAAGGAUCCCGGAUAGCACGGCCUUGAAACAGGGUUAGAGCUAAUAGAAUGGCUUUGGUUUGCUAUAUUAUGAUGCUCCGUAAUGAUAUGUUGAGCAGCUGUUGUGGUCAUUCUGUUCUGAGGAGGGUUGAUUGGUUCUACUUCCUGUGGAAACUGGCUGGUUAUGAAAGGCUGGGUCAUGUGACCGGGUGGACAGGGAUGAUGACAUCAGUCAGUAGCAGGUGUGGACACAGUCAAUGUGCCCCAGGGUGAUGAGUACUGUACUCUAUGUUAAUACUGACACACCCUGUUAUGUCUGUCUGUCUGUCUGUCUGUAUGUGGAUGACCUCAUUACCAGAGGUUCAGUAUAAAGUGCUCUAUUAUUUUCCCAACAGCUGUGAGCUGUCUCUGUUGGUUUCAGCAGCCCUAGAGGACUUGUGAUUGCAACCUGUAUCUCACAACUUGUGCCUCCAGGUUUGUCGGUGAAGCUGAGCCCUGGACAUACCAAUAAUGCCGAUGACUCUUGAGAAAUUAUGUUCUGUUGGAAGGUACACUCUCAUAAAAAAGGGUUCCAAAAGGGUUCUUUGGCUGUCCCCAUAGGAGAACCCUUUUUGGUUCCAGGUAGAACCCUUUUGGGUUCUAUGUAGAACCCUCUGUGGAAAGGAUUCUAUAUGGAACCCAAAAGGGUUCUACCUGGAACCAAAAGGGUUCUACCUGGAACCAAAAAUGGUUCUUCAAAGGGUUCUCCUAUAGGGACAGCUGAAGAACCCUUUUAGGUUCUAGAUGGCACCUUUUUUUUCUAAGAGUGUAGCAGUCAGUGGCGAUUUUAACAUGUAAAUCUUGGUGGGGCAAACAAACCAAAAAUGUUGGGGGAUGCAUGCCAGCAAAGCCACAACACAACUCAACACUAAACAAUACAUUAAUUGCACUACGAUGACAAACGGUGCCCACAAACUGUUAGGGCCUACAUAAAGCUGUCCCAACAGCAGAGUCCCAACAGCAGUCCCAACACCUUACCACUGCUACACCUGGCUAUCAGCGGAGCCUUGUCUGGCAGCGAAACAGUUCAUUCAGCCUCAUUUACUGCCUUUAAAAAAAAUCAUAGCUGUACACGGGGGGCCAUUAUGAAAAAUGUAUGCACUCACUAAUUGUAAAUCGCUCUGGAUAAGAGCGUCUGCUAAAUGACUAAAAUGUCAAUUGGAUCACUAAAAAAUAUGGCUGACUCGCUUAAACAAAUGUGGUUUCUACUGACAAUUGAGAUGUACAAACUAUGCCAUAAGCGGACGACAAGCGGAUAAGAGGCAGUCUGUAAUUUUGAUUAAGACAUUAAUGAGCGAGCUAGGACGGACGUAGUCAAUUUAACUAUUUGUUCAGCACUUUUGAAAUGUACAGCGACAGAAUUCCAAACAUGGGCCGUUCUUACAGUGUUCUCCCUGUGCACCAAGUCAGAACCGUAGGAUAAAUAAAGGGGGAAUAUAAGCAGACAGUGAAAGCUCUUACAAUAUUCUGUAAUUACAUUUCUCUAAAACAGGUUAUAGGCUACAUGUGCACCACCAAGUCAGAACAGUAGGCAAAAUUAAGAGGGGAAAAUAGACCAAAUGAUCAGGGUGAGACACAUGGGCUACUAACAGCUUACUACACAACAUACACUUAGUAUUACUUUCUUAGCUACAGUAUACAUAUCUCCCUGGCAUAUUACAUAAUUUAUGCAGCAGCAUACAAUACAUUUUUGCACUCACCUUGUUGUGCUGUGCUCACUUGAACAGGAAGGUGGCGCGGCGGUCCUUCGUGGGCAAAUUCUGUCAUCAAACUUUGUCAUCAAAGUCUGGCAUUCUCUGGAUUUAUGGUGCUUUUAAGACAACUGGGAACUCGGAAAAAAGCAAGGUCGAAUCAUGAUGACAUCAGUGAUCUUCAGGUCGUAGCUCUAGAGAUGCCCGAGUUCACGACUUACAAUUCCGAGUUGGAUGACCGUUCAAAACGUAUUAUCCCAGUUGGAGCUAGCUUUUUCCCAAGUUCCUAGUUGUCUUGAAAUCAGUGAAGUCAGAUUUCCCAGUUCCGAGUUAACAGUUGUUUUGAGCGCGGCAGAAAUGUUGCUGGAUUGACAGCAUGGCCAAUGUUGAAUGUUUAUCAUUUUAAGCUUGGAAAAGAGACCCUUAAACCCAGACUUUGGACCACACAGCCACUCCACUGAAUAACAGGCUAGUGAUUGCUUUGCAAUGCUUGCAGUUAGCCACUGAUUCCUUCCAAACCACUCAUUGUUGAAUUUGCGAUUUCCAACUUGUUGUGUAAUGUUUAUGUCAAAUGGCCGAUGAGCACCGAUACAUUUUAUCUAUAAUUUCUCUUCAUUAUUUCUCUUCAUAUGACAAGGAUUAAAAAGGAUUUUCCAGUAGAUUGUCGACUUGAUUCAUGAUGAUGACUACUAGCUAAGAUUUUGAAAGUAUGAUAUUGACAUGAUCAGUCCAAUCAAAGCUACUGUAGAUAUAACGUGAUUUGACAUAAUUUUAUCUGUGGCCAAUGACCUUGAGCCUUCUUGGAUGGGUACCUCUAAUGUAACUCUAUGGCAGCACCCAAGGGGCUUGAAUUUUCGACCUCUACCCUUAGAUUUGGCGGUGAGGUAGUGUCCCCAUGAGAGACAACACUGAGCCAAUCACGGCACAACUAGAGGACAUUACCAACCCCUACGCUCCGUAUUUUCCGCUGGCUGCCCCACCACCACAGAAAACACUGAGCUAGGCUGAAACACCUGCAUUUUGGAGCUGCCUUACUCAACAAAGCAAAAAAGAGACCAUGUUUGUAUGCGGCUUUAUUAACUCAAUUAUUUUUAUUUUAUUUUAACAUUGUUUGCAAACUGAUAUGUGACACGUAUUAAUGCCAAAAUAACAUGCAAAACAGGCAACCCCCCCAAAAAUGUUAUUUUAUUUUAUUUUUUGCAAAGAAAUUGGGGCUCAAAACAGGUGCCCUGAAUGACAGGUCGCCACUGGUAGCAGUGAAGAUGCCAAAACAGAGUUAUAUUGCAGCUUUUUGACUGUAACACCAGUGUUACACUAUUGCAUACACCCUUAUGUUAUACUAGGGAAAUUGUGUUUCCAUAGCUAGGACUGACAGUGAGGACUUGUGAAAAGCAGAAUCAACAAGCUCUGCAUAAUCAAAACAGUUGCUUUGUGAGAAGGUGUUAAAGUUCACAGUUAGCCAUUGUUAUGUAAAUGAAAGCUGCAAAGUACAAGUGGCUUGGCUUUGGCCCCAAGUGAAACAGGUCCGCCGGAGCCAUGGCCCAGUGAGGCACGGGUGCCGGCCUGCGUAGAUGGAAACAGAAAAAGACUGAGUCUUUUGGGUAAAACACCGGGGUAAAUCCUUAGUGGAAAUGUGCCAUAUGUCUGAUAUAUAGGUCUCUCUUAAGAAAGAGAUAUUCUGACCUCAAUGGGACUUCCUGGUUAAUUAGAAAUAGACAUUGCUGUGUGUGGUGUCCAGGACUUUAGAGGAAACAAAUUGACUGUUGGUGACCUUUUGACUGACCUCUCACAGGAAGCCAAGAAGAAAUACGACAAAGAGACAGAGAAAUACUGUGCUGUACUGGAGAAGCACCUAAGUCUAUCAGCAAAGAAGAAAGAAGCACAUCUCCAUGAAGUAAGUACAUACCUUUCCCUUGCUGCAGUAGGUCCAUGUUUACGUUUAAGUGUUCAUGUGUUUGUGAGUUGACUCACUGUAAUUCUGAGGUGAUGCAUGUCUGUGUGUGACCUGAACGUCAGUUCAAACAGAGUCACUUCACUGUGUGUGUGCCCUGAACGUCCGUUCAAACAGAGUCACGUCACUGUGUGUGUUGUGCAGGCAGACAGUCAGGUGGACCACGUGCGGCAGCAUUUCUAUGAGGUGUCUCUGGAGUACGUGUUCAAGGUGCAGGAAGUCCAGGAGAGGAAGAUGUUUGACUUCGUAGAGCCGGUCAGUGAGAAUGUCAACCGCCCUCAGCAUCUGCUGUCUUUUACUGUAUACUGCUUAGGGGUGCAAAAUUCCGGUAACUUUCCUAAACUUCCCAGGUUCUCCAGAAAUCCUGGUUGGAAGACGUAUUUACUUUUGCAACCCUACUAUCUUCCUGUACUCUGUACAUUACUUACUGUUGACUGUACUAUGUUACAUACUACUGUUACUGUACUACUGUAAUUACUAUGUUACAUUACUACUGUUACUGUACUACUGUUACUGUACUACUGUUACAUUACUACUGUUACAUUACUACUGUUACUGUACUACUGUUACUGUACUACUGUUACAUUACUACUGUUACUGUACUACUGUUACUGUACUACUGUUACUGUACUACUGUUACAUUACUACUGUUACAUUACUACUGUUACUGUACUACUGUUACAUUACUACUGUUACAUUACUACUGUUACUGUACUACUGUUACAUUACUACUGUUACAUUACUACUGUUACUGUACUACUGUUACAUUACUACUGUUACAUUACUACUGUUACAUUACUACUGUUACUGUACUACUGUUACUGUACUACUGUUACAUUACUACUGUUACUGUACUACUUUACAUUACUACUGUUACAUUAACUAUGUUACUACUGUUACUGUACUACUGUUACUGUACUACUGUUACAUUACUACUGUUACAUUACUACUGUUACAUUACUACUGUUACAUUACUACUGUUACUUACUACGGUUACAUUACUACUGUUACAUUACUACUGUUACUGUACUACUGUUACAUUACUACUGUUACAUUACUACUGUUACUGUACUACUGUUACAUUACUACAGUUACAUGACUACUGUUACAUUACUACUGUUACAUUACUACUGUUUGUACUAUUACUGUAUACUGUUACAUAUACUGUUACUGUACUACUUUACAUUACUACUGUUACAUUACUACUGUUACAUUACUACUGUUACAUUACUACUGUUACAUUACUACAGUUACAUGACUACUGUUACAUUACUACUGUUACUGUACUACUGUUACAUUACUACUGUUACAUUACUACUGUUACUGUACUACUGUUACAUUACUACAGUUACAUUACUACUGUUACAUUACUACUGUUACAUUACUACUGUUACUGUACUACUGUUACUGUACUACUGUUACAUUACUACUGUUACUGUACUACUUUUACAUUACUACUGUUACAUUACUACUGUUACUGUACUACUGUUACAUUACUACUGUUACAUUACUACUGUUACGUACUACUGUUACUUACUACUGUACAUUACUACUGUUACUGUACUACUGUUACAUUACUACUGUUACAUUACUACUGUUACUGUACUACUGUUACAUUACUACUGUUACUGUACUACUGUUACAUUACUACUGUUACAUUACUACUGUUACAUUACUACUGUUACUGUACUACUGUUACAUUACUACUGUUACUGUACUACUGUUACUGUACUACUGUUACAUUACUACUGUUGCAUUACUACUGUUACAUUACUACUGUUACUGUACUACUGUUACUGUACUACUGUUACAUUACUACUGUUACAUUACUACUGUUACUGUACUACUGUUACAUUACUACUGUUACAUUACUACUGUUACUGUACUACUGUUACUGUACUACUGUUACUGUACUACUGCUUACAUUACACGUUACUGUACUAUGUUACAUUACUACGUUACAUUACUACUGUUACAUUACUACUGUUACUGUACUACUGUUACAUUACUACUGUUACUGUACUACUGUUACUGUACUACUGUUACUGUACAACUGUUACUGUACUACAGUUACAUUACUACUGUUACUGUACUACUGUUACAUUACUACUGUUACAUUACUACUGUUACUGUACUACUGUUACUGUACUGUACUUACUUGUACAUAAAACUGUACAUCUCUGUUACUGUACUACUGUUACAUUACUACUGUUACAUACUACUGUUACUGUACUACUGUUACUGACUACUGUUACUACUACUGUUACUGUACUACUGUUACAUUACUACUGUUACAUUACUACUGUUACUGUACUACUGUUACUGUACUACUGUUACUUUACAACUGUUACAUUACUACUGUUACUGUACUACUGUUACAUUACUACUGUUACUGUACUACUGUUACAUUACUACUGUUACUGUACUACUGUUACUGUACUACUGUUACAUUACUAGUUACAUUACUACUGUUACAUUACUACUGUUACUGUACUACUGUUACUGUACUACUGUUACAUUACUACUGUUACUGUACUACUGUUACUGUACUACUGUUACAUUACUACUGUUACUGUACUACUGUUACAUUACUACUGUACAUUCUACUGUUACUAUACUGUUACGUACUACGUUACAUUACUACUGUUACUGUACUACUGUACUGUAUACGGUUACAUUACUACUGUUACUGUACUACUGUUACAUUACUACUGUUACUGUACUACUGUUACAUUACUACUGUUACUGUACUACUGUUACUUUACAACUUUCAUGCUCAGUCACCUCAUCUCUCUUUGACCCACACCGUCUACACAAUGUACAGAUGUAGGAUCUUAAUUUCAGCCAGCAGGAAAAUAAUCCUGCAGCAACAGGAAAUGUGAAUUAUUACAGUAUGUGGAUUAUAAUUAACAUACAUUUUUGUAGGGGUUGAUACAUUUUUCGUGAGGAAAAAUCAAGUCUGAAAUUUCAAAGUGGAAAUUACAAACUUCAGAAAGCUUUUUUAAACCUCAAAUACAGUACAAUUUCCUACAUUUCAGGAAAGAUCUCCUGCAACAGGAUCAUCAAAUUAAGAUCCUACAUAUGUAGCUUUAGAAUGUAGCUGACAACAAGUACCUUUGAAAACAAAUGACAGUAGAUUAGGUUGAUUUAAUUUAAUUGAGUUGAGAGGAAUGUUUCUCAACCUUGUUUCCUUUCCCUGUCAUCCUCUACAUCCAUUCUAGUUGCUGGCAUUCCUUCAAGGGCUGUUUACUUACUACCAUCAUGGGUACGAGCUGGCCAAAGAUUUCAACCACUUCAAGACAGACCUCACCAUCAGCAUUCAGAAUGUAAGAUACAUGUUGAUGCCAUACAUUACAGGCAUGAGGUGCUGAUCAAAUUUCCUCUUUUGCCAGCCCAGUGGCAUUUCAAGGCAAUAGCCCUAACCCAACAACUGCAGACAAUGGUGAAUUGCUCAGAAUGCAGGGUGGUAGGUGGGAUGUUUCCAUCAUUCUGUCUCCUCUCCUUCCCUGUUCAGACACGGAACCGUUUUGAAAGCACACGGUCUGAGGUGGAGUGUCUGAUGAGGAAGAUGAAGGAGAACCCCCAUGAACACAAGAGCAUCAGCCAUGACACCAUGGAGGGAUAUCUGUUUGUACAGGAGAAACGUGAGUGUCCCGUCCUGCUCUCUGUCACUCUCACUCCUUUCUCGCUCUUGCUCUCACUGUCUGACACACACACACACACACACACACACACACACACACACACACACACACACACACACACACACACACACACACACACACACACACACACACACACACACACACACACACACACACACACUUUUCUCUCUCAUGCUGCAAUAAGGUCACGUAUCAUAUCACUACCAUUUGGAAAAGCGUGGUGGUGGUGAAAUUACGACUACCGCUUUAGUACCAGUGGUGUUGUUGUACAUAUACAGUGGCUUGCGAAAGUAUUCACCCCCCUUGGCAUUUUUCCUAUUUUGUUGCCUUACAACCUGGAAUUAAAAAGAGUUUGUAUCAUUUGAUUUACACAACAUGCCUACCACUUUGAAGAUGCAAAAUAUUAUUUAUUGUGAAACACACAAGAAAUAAGACAAAAAAAACAGGAAACUUGAGCGUGCAUAACUAUUCACCCCCCCCAAAGUCAAUACUUUGUAGAGCCACCUUUUUGCAGCAAUUACAGCUGCAAGUCUCUUGGGGUAUGUCUCUAUAAGCUUGGCACAUCUAGACACUGGGAUUUUUGCCCAUUCUUCAAGGCAAAACUGCUCCAGCUCCUUCAAGUUGAAUGGGUUCCGCUGGUGUACAGAAAUUGUUAAGUCAUACCACAGAUUCUCAAUUGGAUUGAGGUUUGGGCUUUGACUAGGCCAUUCCAAGACAUUGAAAUGUUUCCCCUUAAACCACUCAAGUGUUGCUUUAGCAGUAUGCUUAGAGUCAUUGUCCUGCUGGAAGGUGAACCUCCAUCCCAGUCUCAAAUCUCUGGAAGACUGAAACAGGUUUCCCUCAAGAAUUUCCCUGUAUUUAGCGCCAUCCAUCAUUCCUUCAAUUCUGACCAGUUUCCUAAUCCCUGCCAAUGGAAAAACAUCCCCACAUCAUGAUGCUGCCACCACCAUGCUUCACUGUGGGGAUGGUGUUCUCGGGGUGAUGAGAGGUGUUGGGUUUGCGCCAGACAUAGCGUUUUCCUUGAUGUCCAAAAAGCUCAAUUUUAGUCUCAUCUGAACAGAGUACCUUCUUCCAUAUGUUUGGGGAGUCUCCCACAUGCCUUUUGGCGAACACCAAACGUGUUUGCUUAUUUAUUUCUUUAAGCAAUGUCUUUUUUCUGGCCACUCUUCCGUAAAGCCCAGCUCUGUGGAGUGUAUGGCUUAAAGUGGUCCUAUGGACAGAUACUCCAAUCUCCACUGUGGAGCUUUGCAGCUCCUUCAGGGUUAUCUUUUGACUCCUUGUUGCCUCUCUGAUUAAUGCCCUCCUUGCCUGGUCCGUGAGUUUUGGUGGCCGGCCCUCUCUUGGCAUGUUUGUUGUGGUGCCAUUUUCUUUAAAAAAAUGUAAUAAUGGAUUUAAUGGUGCUCCGUGGGAUGUUCAAAGUUUCAGAUAUUUUUUAUAACCCAACCCUGAUCUGUACUUCUCCACAACUUUGUCCCUGACCUGUUUGGAGAGCUCCUUGGUCUUCAUGGUGCCGCUUGCUUGGUGGUGCCCCUUGCUUAGUGGUGUUGCAGACUCUGGGGCCUUUCAGAACAGGUGUAUAUAUACUGAGAUCAUGUGACAGAUCAUGUGACACUUAGAUUGCACACAGGUGGACUUUAUUUAACCAAUUAUGUGACUUCUGAAGGUAAUUGGUUGCACCAGAUCUUAUUUAGGGGCUUCAUAGCAAAGGGGGUGAAUACAUGUACACACACCACUUUUCCGUUAUUUAUUUUUUAGAAAUAUUAUAAAUAAGUUAUUUUUCAUUUCACUUCACCAAUUUGGAGUAUUUUGUGUAUGUCCAUUACAUGAAUUCCAAAUAAAAAUUCAUUUAAAUUACAGGUUGUAAUGCAACAAAAUAGGAAAAACGCCAAGGGGGAUGAAUACUUUUGCAAGGCACUGAAGAUUAAAAUGUCCCCAUAGAAACAACAAGAGUAAUUGUAUUCAGGAUGAGAAAGUCACGCUCCAAGAGGUGACAAGGGCAUUGAGCGUGUGCAGUAAUAAAUUGGUAACCGACACCAUUUUUUAAUUUCUCCCCACCCAUCUGCUACUCUCUCUCAUUCUCUCUCUGCUUCUCUCUCUGCUUCUCUCUCUCCUUCUCUCUCUGCCUCUCUCUCUGCUUCUCUCUCUGCUUUUCUCUCUGCAUCUCUCUCUGCUUCUGUCUCUGCUUCUCUCUCUGCUUCUUGCUGCUUCUCUCUCUGCUUCUCUCCGCUUCUCUCUUUCCUUCUCUUUCUGCUUCUCUCUCUCUGCCUCUCUCUCUGCUUCUCUCUCCAUUUCUCUCUCUCCUUCUCUCUCUGCUUCUCUCUCCUCUUCUCUCUCUCUGCUUCUCUCUCUGCUCCUCUCUCUGCUUCUCUCUCCUUCUCUCUCUGCUUCUCUCUCUGCUUCUCUCUCUACAUCUCUCUCUACAUCUCUCUCCGCUUCUCUCUCCGCUUCUCUCUCCGCUUCUCUCUCCGCUUCUCUCUCCUUCUCUCUCUGCUUCUCUCUCUGCUUCUCUCUCUGCUUCUCUCUCUGCUUCUCUCUCUGCUUCUCCCUCUGCUUCUCUCGCUGCGUCUCUCUCUGUGUCUAUCUCUGCAUCUCUCUCCGCUUCUCUCUCUGCAUCUCUCUCUGCAUCGCUCUCUGCAUCUCUCUCCGCUUCUCUCUCUGCAUCUCUCUCCGCUUCUCUCUCCUUCUCUCUCUGCUUCUCUCUCCUUCUCUCUCUGCUUCUCUCUCUGCUUCUCGCUCAGGUUCUUUCGUGUCAACCUGGGUCAAGUACUACUGCACCUACCAUCGAGAGCCCAAACGAGUCACCAUGGUCCUGUUUGACCAGAAGUCUGGAGGCAAAGUGGUGCGUUGUCUGUUUGUUUCUACCCAGAAUGCCACUCUACCAUGCCGUGGGACCAUGUACAGUUGAAGUCGGAAGUUUACAAACACCUUAGCCAAAUACAGUUAAACUCAGUUUUCCACAAUUCCUGACAUUUAAUCCUAGUAAAAAAUGCCCUGUUUUAGGUCAGUUAGGAUCACCACUUUAUUUUAAGAAUGUGAAAUGUCAGAAUAAUAGUAGAGAGAAUGAUUUAUUUCAGCUUUUAUUUAUUUCAUCACAUUCCCAGUGUGUCAGAAGUUUACAUACACUCAAUUAGUAUUUGGUAGCAUUGCCUUUAAAUUGUUUACCUUGGGUCAAACGUUUCGGGUAGCCUUCCACAAGCUUCCCACAAUAAUUUGGGUGAAUUUUGGCCCAUUCCUCCUGACAGAGCUGGUGUAACUGAGUCAGGUUUGUAGGCCUCCUUGCUCGCACAUGCUUUUUCAGUUCUGCCCACAAAUGUUCUAAAGGAUUGAGGUCAGGGCUUUGUGAUGGCCACUCCAUUACCUUGACUUUGUUGUCCUUAAGCCAUUUUGCCACAACUUUGGAUGUAUGCAUGUGGUCAUUGUCCAUUUGGAAGACCCAUUUGCGACCAAGCUUUAACUUCCUGUCUUGAGAUGUUGCUUCAAUAUAUCCACAUAAUUUUCCUUCCUCAUGAUGCCAUCUAUUUUGUGAAGUGCACCAGUCCCUCCUGCAGCAAAGCACCCCCACAGCAUGAUGCUGCCACCCCCAUGCUUCACGGUUGGGAUGGUGUUCUUCGGCUUGCAAACCCUCCCUUUUUCUCCAAACAUAACGAUGGUCAUUAUGGCCAAACAGUUCUAUUUUUGUUUCAUCAGACCAGAGGACAUUUCUCCAAAAAGUAUGAUCGUUGUCCCCAUGUACAGUUGCAAACGGUAGUCUGGCUUUUCUAUGGCGGUUUUGGAGCAGUGGCUUCUUCCUUGCUGAGCGGCCUUUCAGGUUAUGUCGAUAUAGGACUCGUUUGACUGUGGAUAUAGAUACUUUUGUACCUGUUUCCUCCAGCAUCUUCACAAGGUCUUUUGCUGUUGUUCUGGGAUUGAUUUUCACUUUUCACACCAAAGUAUGUAUAUCUCUAGGAGACAGAACGCGUCUCCUUCCUGAGCGGUAUGACGGCUGCGCGGUCCCAUGGUGUUUAUACUUGCGUACUAUUGUUUGUACAGAUGAACGUGGUACCUUCAGGCGUUUGGAAAUUGCUCCCAAGGAUGAACUUUUUUUCUAAGGUCUUAGCUGAUUUAUUUUUAUUUUCCCAUGAUGUCAAGUGAAGAGGCACUGAGUUUGAAGGUAGGCCUUGAAAUACAUCCACAGGUACACCUCCAAUUGACUCAAAUGAUGUCAAUUAGCCUAUCAGAAGCUUCUAAAGCCAUGACAUAAUUUUCUGGAAUUUUCCAAGCUGUUUAAAGGCACAGUCAACUUAGUGUAUGUAAACUUCUGACCCACAGGAAUUGUGAUACAGUGAAUUAUAAGUGAAAUAAUCUGUCUGUAAACAAUUGUUGGAAAAAUUACUUGUGUCAUGCACUUGCCAAAACUAUAGUUUGUUAACAAGAAAUUUGUGGAGUGGUUGAAAAACGAGUUUUAAUGACUCCAACCUAAGUGUAUGUAAACUUCCAACUUCAACUGUAGUUGUUGGAGCAGAAAGACAGAGAGAGAGAGAGAGAGAAGAGAGAGAAAUAAAUGUUGGCAUCGGUCGCCUGCUUGUUUUUGCCUGUCGGCGACGAUGCAGGGCUCUUAUCUUGGCAUGGGCGAGAGGCCAGAACAGCUGCCUCCGGUAAGACAAGCGGUGACGGUGUGUAUUUGUAAAUAACAGCUGGUGCACGAAAUCUAAUAUUAAGGAAGUCUCAAGGUUUUGCUCGCCUGAGGUAGUGUAUCUCAUGAUAAGCUGUAGACCACACUAUUAACCAAGAGAGUUUUCAUCUAUAUUUUUUGUUGCUGUCUAUUUACCACCACAAACCAAUGCUGGCGCUAAGACCACACUCAAUGAGCUGUAUAAGGCCAUAACUAAACAGGAAAACGCUCAUCCAGAGGCAGCGCUCCUAGUGGCCGGGGACUUUAAUGCAGGGAAACUUAAAUCCGUUUUACCUCAUUUCUACCAGCAUGUUAAAUUUGCAACCAGAAGAAAAAAAAAGUCUAGACCACCUUUACUCCACACACAGAGACGCGUACAAAGCUCUCCCUCGCCCUCCAUUUGGCAAAUCUGACCAUAACUCUAUCCUCCUAAUUCCUGCUUACAAGCAAAAACUAAAGCAGGAAGCACCAGUGACUCUGUCAAUAAAGAAGUGGUCAGAUGACGCAGAUGCUAAGCUACAGGACUGUUUUGCUAGCACAGAUUGUAAUAUGUUCCGGGAUUCUUCCGAUGGCAUCGAGGAGUACACCUCAUCAGUCACUGGCUUCAUCAAUAAGUGCAUCUAUGACGUCGUCCCCACAGUGACCGUACGUACAUACCCCAACCAGAAGCCAUGGAUUACAGGCAACAUCAUGACUGAGCUAAAGGGUAGAGCUGCCACUUUCAAGGAGCGGGACUCUAACCGGAUGUGGCAGGGCUUGCAAACUAUUAUGGACUACAAAGGGAAGCACAGCCACGAGCUGCCCAGUGACACGAGCCUACCAGACGAGCUAAAUUACUUCUAUGCUCGCUUCGAGGCAAGCAACCCUGAAGCAUGCAUGAGAGCAUCAGCUGUUCCGGACGACUGUGUGAUCAAGCACUGAGAUGCAGUGCCUUAGAACGCUGCGCCACUCGGGAGCCCAAAAUUACUACAUCACAUUGUUUAUCUGGGUCUUGGGCUGUUGCUCUUACGUCUAUGGUCCACCUGUCUCCUUCUUUUGUUAUCUUGAUAUCACAGUUACUGUUGUCCCAUGUGGCUUCCCCAUUAUCCCGGUGAUGGGCCCACCCACACAGCCUAACAUCUGACCCUCGCUCUUUAAUAAGGAAUUCUUUCUGUAUUUCCUUCAUGGUUCUUGCUUGUGCAGGAAUGAACGUUCUAAUCCUAUCUGUUUCUUGUCUUUGUCUUGUCUCUGUGUUUUUCACUGCUGGUGUGCUAAUACUGGUGGGAGGCUCUUCUCUUUUAGUUCUGACUAUAGGUCCUUCUCCUCCCAUUAGUCGUUUCGCUUGAUUUAUGUCCAUUAUUUUAGUAGGCUCACUACCAACUGGUUUUCCUAGUAUGCUUGGUCCUUGGGUUGGGCCCCAUAUGUAUUCUGUUUUUACACAAUGGUCUUUCAGACACCUUACCCUAAUUGUGGCAUACCCUUCUAUCUGACAUCUCUUUAUCCUGGGCCAUCCUCUGUGCAACACUUCCUCCUGAUUCAUAAUGGUUAUUUGUCCUGGCUCCGUUGGUCUAUCCUUUGUGUACCAAAUUGUAGUAGGCAAGUCUAAUAUAACUUUUCCUAGUUUUACAGCUAUGGUUACAAGAGCCAUUCCACAAUUAUCCAACUGCUCCAGCCUCCAGUGUUCGUUACUGGAUCUAGACAAAGGCAGAGAAGUCAAUUGUGGGGAAGUCUGGGGGUUCUGGGUGGUCCUGGAGGUCUGGAAGGUAUUAGAGGUCUGGAAGGUCUUGGGGGUCUGGAAGGUCUUGGGGGUCUGGAAGGUCUGUCCCUCGACUGAGGGAAUCAACCAGAGCAUGUAACUCAUCAACAGCAUUCCCACUGCCCGCUGCCCUCUUCCCCCAUCCUUUGAUUUUGUCUGUCUUCAGCAGAGAUUGGGGAUUAUGUUUGAGUUUCCAUCCCCUCUCCUUCUGUUCCUGUUUCCUCUUCUUCCCUAUCGGGGGUUUCAGCUUCCUCAUCGCCAAGUCGCUGUUCCCUUUGUGGUACUCUGGUGCAAUGGUUUAGGUGGUACCAAGUAGUGCUUCCUUCCACCUGUAUGGCCAUAGGCAUAGCUCAAACCACCUUGUAUGGACCUUCUCGCCUGGGCUGGUUCCACUUCCUUCGGAAGACCCUGACGUACACUUGGUCCCCUGGCACCACCGGACCGGACACCUCUGGUCCUGGCUCUGGUUCUCGUCUUUUUUCCUGGAGAUAAACACUUUUAUGUAUAGCAGUUAGUUGUUCCAUCUCUAAUUAUUCAAGUGAGGGACCUUUAUAGGGUCCUCUCAGAACUGGCACUGGCAUGGGUCGACCCGGGGUUAGGUGCGUGUUUCUGUUAGUUUGCAUGUGAUAGAUCAUUAAGGCAACCGGUAAUGCAUCCACCCAGUUAAGCUUUGCACUAGCACAGAUUUUAUUAAGUUUAGCCUUGAGGGUUCCAUUUAUUCUUGCAACUGUGGGUGAUACACACAUCCCAGUCUUUGCUUUAUCCUUAGCUGUUGUAAUACUUGUUUUACUGUUUUCUGAAUAAAUGUUGACCCAUUGUCUGAAGUGAUUUCUGUCGGUAUUCCAAACCUGGGUAUCACUUCUCUGGUUAGGAAUUUGAUUACUGUUCCUGAUCCUAGGUCUACUGAUGGUACUGCUUCUACCCAUCUACUGAACCUAUCUAUAAUUACAAGCAUGUAUCUUUUUCCAUUCACUUUCUUAAUCAUAUCCACGUAGUCUAUGACCAGGUGUCGAAAUGGCCCCUCUGUGACCUAUAGGCGUGGUUAUGCCCUUGCGCACAUUGUUUUGCGCGCAAACUUCACAUUUUGCCAAUGUAUCAUCUACCAUUACCUAUAGAUAUGAUGACCAGUAUCAUUGCUGUUUAAUCUUCCUUAUCACUUCUCCCCUUCCACAAUGGUCAAAACCAUGCGCAUCUGUUAUUAACAGGUUAAGUAAUAUGGUUGGUGCUACAAUAGUACCCUCAUGGGAUCUCCAUAACCCUGUCACAUCUUUCGUAGCUCCUCUUUGGUGCCACUUUGUCUGUUUGUAGGGUCCUGCCCUUUCCUGCAUUCUAAUGAUGUCAUCUAACUGAGGUGCAGAUUCUACAAUGACCAUUGGUGCUAGCACCGGGCAAUGCAUUUGGAGGCCUGUUAAGCAGCUUAAUCUGCUGCAUUAUUGCCACUGAUAACAAAUUCAUUGCCUUUCUUGUGAGCCUGACACUUAACUAUAGCCAGCCGUGUCGGGUACCUUAGUGCUGUCAUAUUUUUCACAAUUUGCUUGUGAUGUUGUAUAGGCGUGCCAUCACUUUUCCUGAACCCCCGUUGUUUCCAAACUGCCCCAAACAAGUGACACACACCAUGUUUAUUAUUUAUUUAUUUAUUUCAACUUUAUUUAACCAGGUAAGCCAGUUGAGAACAAGUUCUCAUUUACAACUGCGACCUGGCCAAGAUAAAGCAAAGCAGUGUGAUAAAAACAACAACAACACAGAGUUACAUAUGGAAUAAACAAAAACGUACAGUCAAUAACACAAUAGAAAAUAGAAAAUCUAUAUACAGUGUGUGCAAAUGUAGUAAGUUCUGGAGGUAAGGCAAUAAAUAGGCCAUAGUGCAAAAUAAUUACAAUUUAGUAUUAACACUGGAGUGAAAGAUGUGAAGAAGAUGAUGUGCAAAUAGAGAUACUGGGGUGCAAAUUAGCAAAAUAAAUAACAAUGUAAAUAACAAUAUGGGGAUUAGGUAGUUGGGUGGGCUAAUUACAGAUGGGCUGUGUACAGGUACAGUGAUCGGUAAACUGCUCUGACAACUGAUGCUUAAAGUUAAUGAGGGAGAUAAGUGUCUCCAGCUUCAGAGAUUUUUGUAGUUCGUUCCAGUCAUUUGCAGCAGAGAACUGGAAGGAAUGGUGGCCAAAGGAGGUGUUGGCUUUGGGGAUGACCAGUGAGAUAUACCUGCUGGAGCGCAUACUACGGGUGGGUGUUGUUAUGGUGACCAAUGAGCUAAGAUAAGGCGGGGAUUUGCCUAGAAGUGAUUUAUAGAGCCAGUGGGUUUGGCGACGAAUAUGUAGUGAGGGCCAGCCAACGAGAGCGUACAGGUCACAAUGGUGGGUAGUAUAUGGGGCUUUGGUGACAAAACGGAUGGCACUGUGAUAGACUACAUCCAAUUUGCUGAGUUGAGUGUUGGAAGCUAUUUUGUAAAUGACAUUGCCGAAGUCAAGGAUCGGUAGGAUAGUCAGUUUUACGAGGGCAUGUUUAGCAGCAUGAGUGAAGGAGGCUUUGUUGCGAAACAGGAAGCUGAUUAUAGAUGUAACUUUGGAUUGGAGAUGCUUAAUGUGAGUCUGGAAGGAGAGUUUACGAUCUAACCAGACACCUAGGUAUUUGUAAGUCAAACCCGCCGAGAGUAGUGAUUCUAGUCGGGCGGGCGGGUGCAAGCAGCGUUCGAUUGAAGAGCAUGCAUUUAGUUUUACUAGCGUUUUAAGAGCAGUUGGAUGCCAAAGAAGGAGGGUUGUAUGGCAUUGAAGCUCGUUUGGAGGUUUGUUAACACAGUGUGAUGUAGGGCUGAACGAUUAAUUGCAUUCGCGAUAAUAUCGCGAUUUGACUGAACGCGAUUUUCUAAUCGCAACGUGCGCGAUUUGAGGUGGUCACGUGACGCGACUUUUCAUGCUGUCCAGCGCAAUGGCCUCUUGCUCGACGGAACAGUCAGAAACUGACACAGCUGAUACUUUAAUAUCGAAGAGGAACAGCACGUCGGUGGUGUGGAACUAUUUUGGUUUUAAAAAAGAAGAUGCUGAGCAGCGUCAGGUGUUGUGCAGAGCAUGCCGUGCUCCGAUUGCUACUUCACGGGGUAACACUACAAACCUGUUUCAGCACUUAAAAAAAUACCACAAAUCAAUGCAUGACAGUUGUAUGACCAAAAUGCCGAGCAUCAGUGCGCGAGACAAGCCAAAUACCUCAAGACAGGGAUCACUGACAGAAAUGUUCGAAAGUGUCACUCCGUAUGAACGUAAUUCAAAACGGCACGGAGAAAUCACUCGGACAAUAACCGAGUUCAUAGCCAAAGAUAUGAUGCCUCUCAGUCGCAGAGGCAGAGAUAAACAAUUACCUGAUGACUCCUACCAUUGAUGGAGAAGAUGAUCCAUUGGCUUGGUGGAGGGUGCACAAGAUCAGCUACCCACAGUUGUGCACCAUGGCACGCAAGUAUCUUUGUGUACCUGCUACAAGCGCUCCCUCAGAGCGUCUUUUUAGCACAGGAGGGAAUAUUGUGACUUGCACUCGCUCAUCCUUGAAGCCAGAAAAAGUCAAUAUUCUGGUUUUCUUAGCAAAAAACCUGUGAGCCACUGAGAACAGAACUGUUGGAUAAGUAUGGCUGGCAGUGCCAUACUCGUAGUGAACUUUAGUCUGUGUGGUGUGUUAUUGUUGUGUACUUGAGAUAGGUGAGGCUCAUCUAUUUUAUAUUAUAAUAUUCAAAUCGUUUAUAAAAAAUAGUUUGUCUAAAUUAAAAGUGCAUUUCUCAUUUUUUAUUUAUAACUUUAUUUACUUUGAUUUUACAAAAUAUUUUCAAAGCAAAUUCCUUGUUUCAGUUGUGUGAAAUGUUACUGACUUGGGAGCAGUAAGAUACAUACAAUUUAAAAUUAUUUUUUUCUUAAGACUGUACCUUUUGCACACAGUGUUUACAAAGUUCAUGCCUUUGUUUAAAUUAUUUAAAUGCAGGGUGGCAAAGCCACAGAUGUUUCUGUAAUGAGCAGUUCAAUAAAAAUGUCAUUUAUUUCAAGUCAUACAUGUUUGAAUUUAAUUCUAACAAAUAGACCCAGCCUAUGGGAAAGAACAUUUCACACUAAAUGUAUAUACUAUUGUGUUGGUCAUAUUUAAAUCAUUCAUUAUGUUUUGUAGGGGAAAAAGGAUAAAUAAAUUAAAUCGCAUAUUAAAUCGCAAUCGCAAUAUUGGGGGCAAAAAAUCGCAAUUAGAUUAUUUUCCAAAAUCGUUCAGCCUUAGUGUGAUGUCUGCGUAGUGGUGUCGUCUGCGUAGAGGUGGAUCUGAGAGUCACCAGCAGCAAGAGCGACAUCAUUGAUAUACACAGCGAAUAGAGUCGGCCCGAGAAUUGAACCCUGUGGCACCCCCAUAGAGACUGCCAGAAGUCCAGACAACAGGCCCUCCGAUUUGACACAUUGAACUCUAUCUGAAAAGUAGUUGGUGAACCAGGCGAGGCAGUCAGUUGAGAAACCAAGGCCAUUUAGUCUGCCAAUAAAAAUGCGGUGAUUAACAGAGUCAAAAGCCUUGGCCAGGUCGAUGAAGACUGCUGCACAGUACUGUCUUUUAUCAAUCGCGGUUAUUAUAUCGUUUAGGACCUUGAGCAUGGCUGAGGUGCACCCAUGACCAGCUCGGAAACCAGAUUGCAUAGCGGAGAAGGUACUGUGGGAUUCGAAGUGGUCGGUGAUCUGUUUGUUAACUUGGCCUUCAAUGGAUAUAGGUCUGUAAUAGUUUGGAUCUAGAGUGUCACCCCCUUUGAAGAGGGGGAUGACCGAGGCAGCUUUCCAAUCUCUGGGGAUCUCAGACUAUACGAAAGAGAGGUUGAACAGGCUUUAAGUUCAGCCAGUUGGGCUGAACAUGGCUGUGGGCAAUGUAUCUGUCAUUACUUCUCUAAAUUCCCUUCCUUGUUUCUUCACUACUGCAAAUCAGCCUGAUUUCCAGUGUGGUCUUUGUAACAAGACCCGUCUACAAAAUAGUCCUACACAUAGCCAUUUCCCAGAUCGGGCAAUGGUGUUGACUCUAAGUCUGGUCUAAGCUGGGUGAAUGUCAAUGAUUCUGCCACACAGUUGUGUGCUAAACCCUCGAAUUCUAACGGAAUUCUUUCUGCCGGGUUUACUGUACUAAAGCGUUUAAUGGCGACAUCUGGGUAUGUUAAUAGGGUCAUGUAUUCUAAAGUUCUUGCAUUGGUAAGCACACAUUUUCCCUGUUCUAUUAGCUCCACUAUUUUAUGAUGUGUGGACAUUACUAUAGUGUAGCCCAUAGUAAUGGUGGAUGCUUUGUCGAAUGCAUACUGUAGAUCGGUUAGACCCUGAUAGCAGGGUGGAUAUCCCUGCGCCACAGAAUCCAGUCUGGUGCUAUAGUAUACAAUAGGCUGCUUCCGUCGCCCACUUCAGGACUCCUGCAUAAGAACGGCUGCUGCAAGGUAUUGUCGGAUAUUAUUCAUUCUAAUCAGACAGGUUUUUUACAUGGAAGAUACAUUGGAGAUAAUAAUAAUAAUAAUAAUAAUAAGCCAUUUAGCAGACGCUUUUAUCCAAAGCGACUUACAGUCAUGCGUGCAUACAUUUUUGUGUAUCGGUGGUCCCGGGGAUUGAACCCACUACCUUGGCGUUACAAGCGCCGUGCUCUACCAGCUGAGCUACAAGGCAAGUAUUGGAAACAAUAGAACACUAUGGAAAAUAUGGGAAACCAGGCCUGCUAUUCAUAGUUCGACUGGGGUUUAUAUAUAAAUGCCUGGAGCAUUUCAAUUUUGGAGAAUCUCUUAUAAAAUGGGUCAAAAUCAUGUAUAGUAACCCUAGGUGUAAAAUAGUAAAUAAUGGCUAUUUCUCAGAAAGUUUUAAACUGUCAAGAGGAGUGAAACAAGGUUGUCCACUAUCGGCAUAUCUUUUUAUUGUGGCCAUCGAGAUGUUAGCUAUUAAAAUCAGAUCCAAUAAUAAUAUCAGAGGAUUAGAAAAAUAGGGCUUAAAAACAAAGGUGUCAUUGUACGCUGAUGAUUCAUGUUUUCUUUUAAAUCCACAACUAGAAUCCCUCCACAGCCUCAUAGAGGAUCUAGAUACAUUUUCUAACCUCUCUGGAUUACAACCAAAUUAUGAUAAAUGUACUAUAUUACGUAUUGGAUCACAAAAAAAUAAAAAAUUUACAUUACCAUGUAGUUUACCAAUAAAAUGGUCUGAUGGUGAUGUGGAUAUACUCGGAAUACAUAUCCUAAAGGAAAUAAAUGAUCUCACUUCAAUACAUUUUAAUAGAAAGUUAGCAAAAAUAGAUAAGAUCUUACUACCAUGGAAAGGAAAAUACCUGUCAAUUUGUGGAAAAAUCACCCUGAUUAACUCAGUAUUAUCCCAGUUUACCUAUUUGCUUAUGGUCUUGCCUACGCCUAGCGAACCGUUUUUUAAAUUAUAUGAGAAAAAAAUAUUCAAUUUUAUUUGGAACGGCAAGCCAGACAAAAUUAAAAGGGCAUAUUUAUAUAAUGAAUAUGAAUUCGGAGGACAGAAAUUAUUAAAUAUUAAAGCAUUAGACCUAUCACUAAAAGCUUCAGUCAUUCAAAAGUUAUACUUAAAUCCGAACUGGUUCUCAAGCAAAUUAGUAAGAUUGUCUCACCCAAUGUUCAAGAAAGGCCUUUUUCCCUUUAUUCAGAUUACAACAACUCAUUUGCAGUUAUUUGAAAAGGAAAUAAUCUCCCAAAUAUCACUAUUUCUAAAACAAGCCAUAGAAAGUUGGUUGUAAUUUCAAUUUAAUCCUCCAGAAACGACAGAAGAAAUAAUGCAACAAAUAUUGUGGUUAAAUUCAAAUAUACUAAUUGACAAAAAAAACUUUAUUUUUUGACAGAAUGUUUAAAAAAGUUAUAAUCUUCGUAAAUGAUAUAAUCGGUAGGACUGGUGGAGUUAUGUUGCACAUGCAGCUAACAAAAACAUAUGGAAAUGUCUGCUCUACCCAAAAUUACAACCAAAUAAUUGCAGCCUUACCGCAAAAGUGGAAGAGGAAAGUGGAAGGGGGAGAAAGUAAGGAACUUGUCUGUCGGCCUUGCAUUAAAGAACAUAAUUGGUUAAGGAAAACUGUGAUAAAUAAAAAAGUAUAUCAGUUUCACUUAAGGACCAAAGGAUUGACAGCCGUCCCAUAUAGAUUGCAAAAUAGUUGGGAAGAGAUCUUUGACGUACCGAUCCCAUGACAUAGUGUUUAUGAACUGACACGCAAAACGACACCGGAUUCAAAAAUUAGAAUCUUUCAAUUUAAAUUAUUAUAUAAAAUUCUUGCAACCAAUAGAAUGUUAUUUAUAUGGGGGAUACAAUCUUCCCAGCUCUGCAGAUUUUGCUGUGAAGAGACAGAAUCAUUAGAUCAUUUGUUUUGGUUCUGUCCAUUUGUAGCUUGUUUUUGGACACAGGUCCAGGAAUGGCUAAAGGAUUGCAAUAUUUACCUGGAGCUAACCCUGCAGAUAGCAUUACUGGGUGAUCUGAAAAGUCAUAGUCAAUCGAUCAAGAAUAUAAUAAUACUUUUAGCAAAAAUGUUUAUUUUUAAUUCACAAUCUGUAGAAGCAAUGAGAAUAGAAAGGUUCAGAACUUUUGUAAAACAUCACAGUACGGUUGAAAUAUAUAUGGCAAAUAGAAAUCCUAUAUGGAUGGUGUUAAGAGAUAGAUGGGAGGUAUUGAAUAGAGUUGAAGGAUGGGGCUAAUAACAAAUAACAACAAAUAAUAACAAAGAUAGCUAAUAAUGUAAGCAUACUGUGUCCAUAAUAAGUAUAUAGGUUGUAUGUUGGGAGCUUUUGGGAAAAAGCACAGUUAGAAAGAUAUGGCAUAUAGAAGCAAACCGGAUGGACAUCAUGAAAAUGAUCGGAGAGGUUGAGAGUAGAAGAAGUUCAGGAGCAAAAAAAAUAAUAUAUAUAUAUACAGUGGGGAAAACAAGUAUUUGAUACACUGCCGAUUUUGCAGGUUUUCCUACUUACAAAGCAUGUAGAGGUCUGUAAUUUUUAUCAUAGGUACACUUCAACUGUGAGAGAGGGAAUCUAAAACAAAAAUCCAGAAAAUCACAUUGUAUGAUUUGUAAGUAAUUAAUUUGCAGGACAUAAGUAUUUGAUACAUCAGAAUAGCAGAACUUAAUAUUUGGUACAGAAACCUUUGUUUGCAAUUACAGAGAUCAUACGUUUCCUGUAGGUCUUGACCAGGUUUGCACACACUGCAGCAGGGAUUUUGGCCCAUUCCUCCAUACAGACCUUCUCCAGAUCGUUCAGGUUUUGGGGCUGUCGCUGGGCAAUAUGGACUUUCAGCUCCCUCCAAAGAUUUUCUAUUGGGUUCAGGUCUGGAGACUGGCUAGGCCACUCCAGGACCUUGAGAUGCUUCUUACGGAGCCACUCCUUAGUUGCCCUGGCUGUGUGUUUCGGGUCAUUGUCAUGCUGGAAGACCCAGCCACGACCCAUCUUCAAUGCUCUUACUGAGGGAAGGAGGUUGUUGGCCAAGAUCUCGUGAUACAUGGCCCCAUCCAUCCUCCCCUCAAUACGGUGCAGUCGUCCUGUCCCCUUUGCAGAAAAGCAUCCCCAAAGAAUGAUGUUUCAACCUCCAUGCUUCACGGUUGGGAUGGUGUUCUUGGGGUUGUACUCAUCCUUCUUCUUCCUCCAAACACGGCGAGUGGAGUUUAGACCAAAAAGCUCUAUUUUUGUCUCAUCAGACCACAUGACCUUCUCCCAUUCCUCCUCUGGAUCAUCCAGAUGGUCAUUGGCAAACUUCAGACGGGCCUGGACAUGUGCUGGCUUGAGCAGGGGGACCUUGCGUGCGAUGCAGGAUUUUAAUCCAUGACAGCGUAGUGUGUUACUAAUGGUUUUCUUUGAGACUGUGGUCCCAGCUCUCUUCAGGUCAUUGACCAGGUCCUGCCAUGUAGUUCUGGGCUGAUCCCUCAUCUUCCUCAUGAUCAUUGAUGCCCCACGAGGUGAGAUCUUACAUGGAGCCCCAGACCGAGGGUGAUUGACCGUCAUCUUGAACUUCUUCCAUUUUCUAAUAAUUGCGCCAACAGUUGUUGCCUUCUCACCAAGCUGCUUGCCUAUUGUCCUGUAGCCCAUCCCAGCCUUGUGCAGGUCUACAAUUUUAUCCCUGAUGUCCUUACACAUCUCUCUGGUCUUGGCUAUUGUGGAGAGGUUGGAGUCUGUUUGAUUGAGUGUGUGGACAGGUGUCUUUUAUACAGGUAACGAGUUCAAACAGUUGCAGUUAAUACAGGUAAUGAGUGGAGAACAGGAGGGCUUCUUAAAGAAAAACUAACAGGUCUGUGAGAGCCGGAAUUCUUUUUUUAUUUUAUUUUAUUUUUUAUUUUUUUAUUUAACCUUUAUUUAACCAGGUAAGCCAGUUGAGAACAAGUUCUCAUUUACAACUGCGACCUGGCCAAGAUAAAGCAAAGCAGUGCAAUAAAAACAACACAGAGUUACAUAUGGGGUAAAAAAAACAUAAAGUCAAAAAUACAACAGAAAAUAUAUAUACAGUGUGUGCAAAUGUAGCAAGUUAUGGAGGUAAGGCAAUAAAUAGGCUAUAGUGCAAAAUAAUUACAAUAGUAUUAACACUGGAAUGCUAGAUGUGCAAGAGAUUAUGUGCAAAUAGAGAUACUGGGGUGCAAAAGAGCAAAAUAAAUAACAAUAUAGGGAUGAGGUAGUUGGGUGGGCUAAUUUCAGAUGGGCUGUGUACAGGUGCAGUGAUCGGUAAGGUGCUCUGACAACUGAUGCUUAAAGUUAGUGGGGGAGAUAAGAGUCUCCAGCUUCAGAGAUUUUUGCAAUUCGUUCCAGUCAUUGGCAGCAGAGAACUGGAAGGAAUGGCGGCCAAAGGAGGUGUUGGCUUUGGGAAUGACCAGUGAGAUAUACCUGCUGGAGUGCAGACUACGGGUGGGUGCUGCUAUGGUGACCAAUGAGCUAAGAUAAGGCAGGGAUUUGCCUAGCAGUGAUUUAUAGAUGGCCUGGAGCCAGUGGGUUUGACGACGAACAUGUAGUGAGGACCAGCCAACAAGAGCGUACAGGUCACAGUGGUGGGUAGUGUAUGGGGCUUUGGAGACAAAACGAAUGGCACUGUGAUAGACUACAUCCAAUUUGCUGAGUAGAGUGUUGGAAGCUAUUUUGUAAAUGACAUCGCCGAAGUCAAGGAUCGGUAGGAUAGUCAGUUUUACGAGGGCAUGUUUGGCAGCAUGAGUGAAGGAGGCUUUGUUGCGAAAUAGGAAGCCGAUUCUAGAUUUAACUUUGGAUUGGAGAUUCUUUAUGUGAGUCUGGAAGGAGAGUUUACAGUCUAACCAGACACCUAGGUAUUUGUAGUUGUCCACAUACUCUAGGUCAGACCCGUCGAGAGUGGUGAUUCUAGUCGGGUGGGCGGGUGCCAGCAGCGUUCGAUUGAAAAGCAUGCAUUUAGUUUUACUAGUGUUUAAGAGCAGUUGGAGGCUACUGAAGGAGUGUUGUAUGGCAUUGAAGCUCGUUUGGAGGUUUGUUAACACAGUGUCCAAUGAAGGGCCAGAUGUAUACAAAAUGGUGUCGUCUGCAUAGAGGUGGAUCUGAGAGUCACCAGCAGCAAGAGCGACAUCAUUGAUAUACACGGAGAAAAGUGUCGGCCCAAGAAUUGAACCCUGUGGCACCCCCAUAGAGACUGCCAUAGGUCCAGACAACAGGCCCUCCGAUUUGACACACUGAACUCUAUCUGAGAAGUAGUUGGUGAACCAGGCGAGGCAGUCAUUUGAGAAACCAAGGCUAUUUAGUCUGCCAAUAAGAAUGCGGUGGUUGACAGAGUCGAAAGCCUUGGCCAGGUCGAUGAAGAUGGCUGCACAGUACUGUCUAUUAUCAAUCGCGGUUAUAAUAUCGUUUAGGACCUUGAGCGUUCUUACUGGUUGGUAGGUGAUCAAAUACUUAUGUCAUGCAAUAAAAUGCAAAUUAAUUACUUAAAAAUCAUACAAUGUGAUUUUCUGGAUUUUGGUUUUAGUUUCCGUCUCUCACAGUUGAAGUGUACCUAUGAUAAAAAUUACAGACCUCUACAUGCUUUGUAAGUAGGAAAACCUGCAAAAUCGGCAGUGUAUCAAAUACUUGUUCUCCCCACUGUGUGUAUAUAUAUAUAUAUAUAUAUAUAUAUAUAUAUAUAUAUAUAAUAUAAUUAUUGUAAAAUUAACUGUGUCCAUAAUCAAAUCAAAUCAAAUCAAAUUUUAUUGGUCACAUGCGCCGAAUACAACAGGUGCAGACAUUACAGUGAAAUGCUUACUUACAGCCCUUAACCAACAGUGCAAUUAUUUUAAACAAAAAAAGUAAGAAUAAAACAACAACAAAAAAAGUGUUGAGAAAAAAAGAGCAGAAGUAAAAUAAAGUGACAGUAGGGAGGCUAUAUAUACAGGGGGGUACCGUUGCAAAGUCAAUGUGCGGGGGCACCGGCUAGUUGAGGUAAUAUGUACAUGUGGGUAGAGUUAAAGUGACUAUGCAUAAAUACUUAACAGAGUAGCAGCAGCGUAAAAAGGAUGGGGUGGGGGGGCAGUGCAAAUAGUCCGGGUAGCCAUGAUUAGCUGUUCAGGAGUCUUAUGGCUUGGGGGUAGAAGCUGUUGAGAAGUCUUUUGGACCUAGACUUGGCACUCCGGUACCGCUUGCCGUGCGGUAGCAGAGAGAACAGUCUAUGACUAGGGUGGCUGGAGUCUUUGACAAUUUUGAGGGCCUUCCUCUGACACCGCCUGGUAUAGAGGUCCUGGAUGGCAGGAAGCUUUGCCCCAGUGAUGUACUGGGCCGUACGCACUACCCUCUGUAGUGCCUUGCGGUCGGAGGCCAAGCAGUUGCCAUACCAGGCGGUGAUGCAACCAGUCAGGAUGCUCUCGAUGGUGCAGCUGUAGAGGUUUUUGAGGAUCUGAGGACCCAUGCCAAAUCUUUUUAGUCUCCUGAGGGGGAAUAGGCUUUGUCGUGCCCUCUUCACGACUGUCUUGGUGUGUUUGGACCAUGAUAGUUUGUUGGUGAUGUGGACACCAAGGAACUUGAAGCUCUCAACCUGUUCCACUACAGCCCCGUCGAUGAUAAUGGGGGCGUGCUCAGUCCUCUUUUUUUUCCUGUAGUCCACAAUCAUCUCCUUUGUCUUGGUCACGUUGAGGGAGAGGUUGUUGUCCUGGCACCACACGGCCAGAUCGUGUGGUGCCAUAAGGUGUAGAUAGUAAGUAUAGACCGGAAGUAGAGGCCUGGGCAUUGUUGUUCACUAAUUUACUCCAAGUAGGGAAAGGAUGGCGGGGUUGAAAAGUAAUAAAGGGGAGUAUAUAUAUAAAAAACAUGGGGGAUUGGAAGUGAUGCAGACAAUUACAUUGAUAGAAGUUACAAUCUAUCUGCAAUAUUAAGCUGAUCCACCCCCCCCCAAAAAAAUACAAUAAAAUAAUAAAAAUAAAAAGAACUGCUGCUGCAUAACCGUCACACUGAUUUGCUGCAUAUAACAGAAAGGCUUUGUGUAGUCCGGGGCUGCUAGAGCCGGGGCAGACUGCAUUUCUUGUUUUAACGUUUCAAAUGCAGUUAAGGCAUCAUUCGACCAAUCAAGGUUAGCCCUAAUGUUUAGUUGCCCAGCACUUCUCAUAAGUUCUCGUAGAGGGGCUCUUUUGACAGCAUAUUCCUCUAUCCAGUCAGAGCUGAAUCCUGUCAUCCCUAAAAACGUCAUCAUUUGGGCAACUGUUAGCGCUACAUUGCUGAUGCCUUCUAAUUGUCCUGGUGCUAUUGCCUUUGUACCAUGAGCUACUGUCCGUCACAGAUCUUAAACUUGAAGCUGGCAGUAUUGGAGCUUUGUUUUCGAUACCUUGUGUCCCCCUUCCGCUAGUCUUGUCAAGACUUUCAUGGAAUCGGUAUGAAAUUGUUCCAAGGAGGGAGCACAGAUUAGUAAAUCAUCCACAUAUUGAAUCAAUGUUCCCUCGAGUAUCAAUUCCUCAAGGACCUGAUUAAAUACGUGGGGUGAGUGUUUAAACCCCUGUGGCAUGUGUGUGUAUGUGUACUGCUUGCCUUUGUAUGUAAAUGCAAACAGAUGUCUACACUCUUCUUCCAGGGGCACACAAAAAAAUGCUCCACAUAGAUCUAUUACUGUAAAAUACUUUGCUUCCAGAGGAACAUUGGUCAGCAGCGUGUGGGGAUUUGGCACUUCAGCAGUCUUGCACUAUGUCAUUUACUGCCCUCAAGUCAUGUACCAACCUCCAUUUCUGUUUGUCUGCUUUAAGGACUAGCAACAGAGGUGUGUUACAGCAACUCUGCGUCUCUAUUUUAUUAAUCCUUCAAUUGUCUUGCUUAUGCCUUCUUCUGCCUCAGGUUUCAUGUGAUACUGGGCUUUCCAAGGAGGCUUUGCAUCUGUUUUUUUCCCCUGAUGUAUAUGGGACUAGCUGAUUCUACCAGUCCCACAUUCUGUGUCAUGCUGUGACCAUACCUUGCUAGGUAUGUUCUUUUCCAUUUCUUGUCUAAGACUCUCCACUGGAGUUAUUGCUUCCCCUAGCUGAACUUGUUGCCUAGCUGUAAUCUCUACCUCCUGUGGGUCACCGGUCAUUACUGUGGUAUAGCCAUUUACAACAAUAACAAUGUCUACACUGUAUUUCUGAUCAAUUUGUUAUUUUAAUGGACAAAAAAAUAAAGCAAGGACAUUUCUAAGUGACCCCAAACUUUUGAAUGGUAGUGUACAUUCACUAGUGGUGGUGUGGGUUGUACUUGGGCCUGUGGCAUAGGGGGCAAUUGUGGCCCUCCGGAGGAGACCGCGGCCACCAGCCCUACUUCUGCCGUGGGUGCGGUUACUGGAGCUUGAACUUUUUUAUUUCCUUUUUUUGUCAAUUCUUCCCUGUUCUGUUCGUCUUUUCUGUAUUUUUCCACUGCAUGGAUUACAUGGUCACAGAAUUAUUUGUGUGACUUUGAAGUUAGUCCCACCACAUCCUCCAGCCUGCGUCUCACCGGCUGGGGCAUGGCCUCUACAACAGAAUUACCCUUCUGGAUCCCGUUCUGUCUCCAGCCUCCAUCGUUUCAGCUGUCCAUUUAGAUAGACAGCUGGGCGCUCUGUUUCUCCCAUCGCUUCACCUUUCAGGGACUUGGGGUCAAUCCUUGCCGGGUAUUCCGCUCUCAGGGCCCGCCAAAAUCCAGGGCAGUAGGUGUCAACUUCCACUCCAUCCCUCAGCGGAUCUCCCACCGCCAUUCUCAGGCCGCUGGCACACGGUACAUCCUCCAUCUUUGCCAUUCCCACCAUCCUUGCCAACAGUGCCUUCAGAUCCCCCACAGCCAGUAGUUUCCCCAUAGUUUCUUCCUCAAAGGUUCUUAUCCACUUGCCCGACCCAUCAUGUAUAUCCGGCAAGCGGGCGACCAAUCCUUCCAGGUCCUGCGAUCCCCAAAGGACAUAAUGCCCUUGCUUUUCAGGUUUUUUCAGCAUUCUCCUAUUCCACAACCUUCCCUCUUCUCUUUGUUUAAAAUAUAGUGUUUCCCUUAAAUUAGCUGAUGCACCUUCUUCUUCCCUUUCUAGCUCUCUGAGGUCCCGUUCUCUGGACAUACUAUGUUCUUUUUCCUUUUUCUCUGUUUCUUUUUCCAGCCCUCUUUUCAGUUUUAUAAAUUCUUCUCUGUAUGCAGGGUAUCUAUCCCCCAGGAUUUCUACCGCUGUUUUACUAAUUUCUGCUGCCUGUAUUCUUGGACUCCCCACUGCCAACCUCAAGUGUGAUUCUUUUUCUGUAUUUGGUUUUAUAGUUACCAGUAUUUUCCUUAGUGUCAAUCUAGUAACUGCCUGUGGUUUCAAUAUCACUGGUCUUUUGUUUACUGUCCACUCUACUGUCUUAGUACCACUGACAUUUCUAUAUAUGGGUAUUUUAUUUGUUGUCCAGUAACUCCUUUUCCUCUUUCAAACCCUUCCUGCUCUCCUAUGUCCAGAUAUAAUUAUACCUGGGUGUCUAUGGGUACUACUAUAAAGUGUAAGGUUCUUGCCUGUGCUAAUUCCUCAAGCGUCUGCCCUAUCCGUCCCACUGUCCAAUUUCUUCCAAUUAUGUUUCCCCAAUUUACGUAUGGCCACUCUUCUCCUACUUCCUCUAGAUUCCGUAUCUCAGUUUAACUUCUCAACAGAUAAUUUUUAUUUCCCUCCGUUAAACUAUAUCUUUCAAGCAAAUCUUCGUAUUCUGAUUCUCUCCAAAAAUUUGUUUUUAUUCCUUUAGCUUCCUGUAAUAUCCGUACUGUCCUCUGUUCCCUAGUUUCGUCUUGCUCUGCCAUUCACUUCCCUACUGGUAGUCUGUCCAACCUCUUGAUUCUCCCAACCACAAUGCAGUUAUUGUAAAUGUGUGCGUUCAUCUUUCUCGUAACACACUUAUCUCUCCUGAUUACCACCACCUUUUUGUAGCUAAUCUCAAAAACCGCCUUUUCACUUUUAUUUUCCCUAUUUCUAGACCAUUCGGUAGCUUAUAGCUUUCUACUCUCAGUAUUUCAAUGGUCAUUCGUGCAUCAUUCACACUCCUUUUUCCUAGUGCGAGACUGGGCACGUCCUCCCUACUGGGUCACACUCAAGUCACGGUCCAGGAGAGGUGCGCGUCCCCUUCCCACCCAGAACAGGAGUUCCUUUCACACUCACUUGCACUCUCACACUUCCACACUUUCCUAAGCGACCUGCACAUUCAGCCCUUUCGUGAUACACUUCCUCGACACAAAAAACGGUAUUAUACAGGGUUUUUGCCUGUCUGUGCAGCCCUCUGAUGAUACACUUCCUCAACACACCAGAGCGGUGUCCGCAGGACUUUCUUUCACGUGACCCUACCUAGGGAUUUUUACUGUUGCAACCAUCAAGGCUUUUAUUCCUUCAUUGUUUUGCAUGCAUUGUUUGAACCCAAAAGCUCCCAAUUCAUAUUUUUCAAGUUCUUAAAUUUGGAGAGACCUACUUGGUGUCCUGCUGCUGAGGCCCUGGAGCGAACCACACAAACUCUAUUCUAAUAAGCAAGAACUUUGCUUACCUUUUUUAGUGGCCACUUGUUUGUGUAGUUCGUCCAAGCCGUCCACAGCUGCAGAUUUUUUUACCAUUCUCUGUCCCUUUUUGCCAAUCGUGUUCGGUGACGCCAAGAUAUGUCGUGGAAAUACUUCUCAAAGAUAUCUCUCAGACACUGGAGCUUGUGAGUUCAGAAUAUACUUUAUUACAAAGUAACAACCCGAGCUGGUCCGCGGAGCAACUGCCAGUCCCAGACUUUGAGCUCUCUUUUUAUACAUGUGGUCCUCUGUAGCUCAGCUGGUAGAGCACGGCGCUUGUAACGCCAAGGUAGUGGGUUCGAUCCCCGGGACCACCAAUACACAAAAAUGUAUGCACGCAUGACUGUAAGUCGCUUUGGAUAAAAGCGUCUGCUAAAUGGCAUAUUAUUAUUAUUAUUAUUAUUAUUAUUAUUAUUAUUAUUAUACAGCUUCAUCUUUUCAUAUCAUAUCGGAACCCCCUCUUUAUCCAAAUAGCCACCCUCCCUUGACCUUGAGCCACUAUGGUUUCUUUGUCUAGCCUCUUUCCUGUCUAUGCCCAUGUCUGCUUGGUUUCCCGUAUUCUUGCCUGACUCUAUUGGUGGCGUGAUAAAGACAGUUCCUUUAAAAAUAAUAUACAUACACACCUGAUGAUAAUUAUAUAGUACAUUGAUUACUGCAGUCACAAUGUGCUUGUCCAGUAAUGCAUCUGGAUUACAACAUAUGUUUCAUAAUAUGUUUCAUACAUCAUAUGUUUCAAAAUAUGUUUCAUACAUAUAGUACAUUGAUUACUGCAGUCACAAUGUGGUUGUCCAGUCAUGCAUCUGUAGGCCGUCAUUGUAAAUAAGAAUUUGUUCUUAACUGACUUGCCUAGUUAAAUAAAGGUAAAAUAAAAAAUAAAAAAUCAUAGACAGGUGUAGUCACUAAUCCUCUUUUACACCCAUAAUAAUAAUAAUAAUAAUAAUAUGCCAUUUAGCAGACGCUUUUAUCCAAAGCGACUUACAUUCAUGUGUGCAUACAUUGUUAAGUAUGGGUGGUCCCGGGGAUCGAACCCACUACCCUGGCGUUACAAGCGCCAUGCUCUACCAAUUGAGCUACAGAGGACCACGAGUCUGCUUAUUGUUAAAUGAUUUUAUAAUAUAAGGAAAAAUACCUAUAACAACAGUGGUAGGCCUGAUCACCGACAACGAUGAGACAGCCUAUAGGGAGGAGGUCAGAGACCUGGCCGUGUGGUGCCAGGAUAACAACCUCUCCCUCAACGUGACCAAGACAAAGGAGAUGAUUGUGGACUACAGGAAGAAGAAGAGGACCGAGCACGCCCCCAUUCUCAUCGGCGGGGCUGUAGUGGAGCAGGUUGAGAGCUUCAAGUUCCAAUAAACUAUCAUGGUCCAAACACACCAAGACAGUCGUGAAGAGGGCAUGACAAAGCCUAUUCCCCCUCAGGAGACUGAAAAGAUUUGGCAUGGGUCCUCAGAUCCUCAAAAACCUCUACAGCUGCACCAUCGAAAGCAUCCUGACUGGUUGCAUCACUGCCUGGUAUGGCAACUGCUCGGCCUCUGACCACAAGGCACUACAGAGGGUAGUGCGUACGGCCCAGUACAUCACUAGGGCCAUGCUUCCUGCCAUCCAGGACCUCUACACCAGGCGGUGUCAGAAGAAGGCCCUCAAAAUUGUCAAAGACUCCAGCCACCCUAGUCAUAGACUGUUCUCUCUGCUACCGCACGGCAAGCGGUACCGGAGAGCCAAGUCUAGGUCCAAAAGGCUUCUUAACAGCUUCUACCCCCAAGCCAUAAGACUCUUGAACAGCUAAUCAAAUGGCUACCUGGACUAUUUGCAUUGUCCCUCCCCCCCACACCUCACCCCCUCUUUUACGCUGCUGCUACUCUCUGUUUAUUAUCUAUGCAUAGUCACUUUAACUCUACCUACAUGUACAUAUUACCUCAAUUACCUCGACUAACCUAUGCCCCCGCACAUUGACUCUGUACCGGUACCCCCUGUAUAUAGCCUCACUACUGUUAUUUUACUGCUGCUCUUUAAUUAUUUGUUAUUUUUUACUUUUUUUUCUUAAAACAGCAUUGUUGGUUAAGGGCUUGUAAGUAAGCAUUUCACUGUAAGGUCUACACCUAUUGUAUUUGGCGCAGGUGACAAAUAAAAAUUGAUUUGAUUUGACUCAGGGCUGGCAGGGGGCCAGCCUCUCCUGCAGUGCCACUCUCAGACGGUAAUUAACACGGUGCCCAUGCCAAGCCCACCAUCUUGACAGGGAUAAAUCCUGCUCUACUACAUCCAAGUUUAGGGGAGACCCAAACACACACAGAGCCCCACCUCCAUGGGCCAGCUCACCCAAUUACCACACACACACACACACACACACACACACACACACACACACACACACACACACACACACACACACACACACACACACACACACACAGAGCCCCACCUACAUUGGCCAGCUCACCCAAUUACCACACACACACACACACACACACACACAGAGCCCCACCUACAGGGGCCAGCUCACCCAAUUACCACACACACACACACACACACAGAGCCCCACCUACAGGGGCCAGCUCACCCAAUUACCACACACACACACACACACACACACACACACACACACACACACACACACACAGAGCUCUCCAGAAACCACAGGGGUCUGACUUACAGCACCCAAACACAUUCCCAGCUCUUUACGACCACUCUAACUGCUGGCCAGGGGCCUGAUUCUCCUACACCCAAACACAGGGGCUUCUCCAACCCUCAUGAACAGAGCCAUAGACACAUUAAUUAGACACAUUCAUAUUUAAGGCCUUCCAGUCACGAUUUAAAGCAGAAAUCAUGUGUGACAUCUGUCGCUAGAGGUUUGAAUGACUGCAGUUGAGUAGUGUUUAAAAAUGCAUCUGAAAGAAUGAUUCCUAGCACGCACAUCUGCCCCGCCUCUGACACUUCGGUAUGGUCACACUGUCAGCGAGCAAGGACAAACAUUCGGAGAAGAGAGGAGAGGAGAUCAGAGAGGAGAGAUCAGAGAGGAGAUCGGAGAGGAGAGGAGAUCAGAGAGGAGAGAUCAGAGAGGAGAGAUCAGAGAGGAGAGAUCAGAGAGGAGAGGAGAGGAGAUCAGAGAGGAGAGAUCAGAGAGGAGAGGAGAUCAGAGAGGAGAGAUCAGAGAGGAGAGGAGAGGAGAUCAGAGAGGAGAGAUCGGAGAGGAGAGGAGAGAGGAGAGAUCAGAGAGGAGAGGAGCUAUCAUUCAGAAAACAUCAGAGUUGUGGCUUGAUGGUCCCUCUCUCAGGAUUGCUGCCCUGUGUCUCCUAGGAUCCUGUGUACAAACGGAGUGGUGACACUUCAGGUGCUAAUACACUCCCUUUGAAAGAGGAGAGGAGAGGAGAGGAGAGGAGAGGAAAAGAGGAGAGGAGAGGAGAGGAGAGGAGAGGAAAGGAAAGGAGGAACAGAAAGGAGAGGAGAGGAGAGGAGAGGAGAGGAGAGGGGAGGAGAGGGGAGGAAAGGAAGGAGGGGAGGGGAGAAGAGGGAAUGACAGCAGGGAGAUAGUUGCACUGGAAUGACCUACAUCUAAGCUUCCCAUACAUCUUUUCCUAGAUCCUUUGAGUCCGUCCAUGCUAGUCCUUGUCCACAAUUCACUGCGAGAAUCAAGGAAAUGCACCGUAAUGACUUGGUUCCAUACACAUUGGGAAAGGCACUUCACAUUGAUUGAACUUGAAUGUGAUAAAAUGUAUCUUCUUAAAGGUUGAUUAAGGUCUCCCCUGUCUUUCAGGGAGAGGAGGAGAGCUUCACUCUGAAGUCCUGCACAAGGCGGAAGACGGACUCUAUAGAGAAGAGGUUCUGUUUUGAUGUGGAGGGUGUAGACAGGUGAGUCAUUGCUGCUGUCUAAUAGCUUUUUCUUACCCAUUCCAACCACAGGGUGGUGCUCACAAGUGUUGCUGGGGCUGAGGCUGUGUCUGAGUGACUAGUGAGAGCUCAACACAGAGGAUCUUAAUGAGGAUUGGCAAGUGCAAAAUCCCAGUACACAGCAUAUUGCCUCAACUUGUCUAUUUAAUGUCACAUUAAUUGCAGAUGAAGAUGGAGAGCAGUUUGAAAUGCGUUGUUCAGCAGUAAGCCGUGCCUGUCCUGUACACUAGAAGCUGCCUGGAGACAGACGCUAGAAGGCUUAGUUUUGGAAAUGAGGGUGUAAGUUAGAUCAGGAAUACCAUGUGAGAUGCCUGCCUCCUCUCCAGGCCAGUCUUAGCAGAGUGUUGUCUGACUGCAUAUAGAGCAGCAGAGCCUGUGACUCCCUAACGCUAGCUCUACUGUGUCCACUACAGCCUAAGAUCUCUCUCCACCAUCAUCGGCCCAUUCCUUCACUCAAUCCUCCUCAUUUAUUUAUGGUAUUUGGGUGUCCUCUGCCCAGAGUGUGUGUGUGUGUUCGCUAGAUGCAGUGUACUGUUGUUGUAACCACAUUCCUGUUUAGCAGCAUGAAAGUAAAAGCUAGACUCAACAUGCUUCAACAGUUCACAAGGACAACCUGAGUGUGAGUGUUAGGCAGAGUGUGCAUUAUGGUGUGUGUGUUUAUGAGUGCGUGUGCGUGGAUCCAUGUCUGUAUAUGCACGCAUGUGUGUGUGGCGCGCAUGUGUGUAUGUGUAUCAGUGUGUGUGUGUGUGUGGUUUGAAGUAGGACUGUGUUGACAGCUUUAUGUGAGCCUGCUGCCAGGGCCAGGUGAAAUAUGCUAAAGCUGGCCAGAGAUGAGCGUAGCUUAAUUGGACUUUUGAAUAGGGCCAGACCAGGGUGGAUUGAUAGAGGCCUCAGUCUGUAUGGGGAUGGUUGUGGUGGGAGCAGCAGGUUGACUUGAUGGGGCUAAUGUUUUAUCACGUCAGAGGACCCAAACAAGGUGAAAUAUAUCCUUCUGUCAAUCACACACACAUUUGAUUAAAGACUGAUCUUUGUGUUGUUCAUCAGUAUAUGAUAUCUUGUUUGUAUCUGUGGUGUGUGUUGCAGGCCGGGGGUGAUCACCAUGCAGGCUCUAUCGGAGGAAGACCGCAGGCUGUGGAUGGAGGCUAUGGAUGGGAGAGAACCGGUACGUUGCCACGGUUACACACUCAUCCUGUGUGUGCGUGUGCGUGUGUGUCUGUGUGUGUACGUGCGUAUAUGUUGAUAGCCCACCACAGGAAUUUGUCGUAUGUACAGGAUACAUAUGGUAUACGCCAUCCAAUGAAAUGCUUACUGCAGGUUCCUUCUCAACAAUGCAACAACAAUAAUAAAUAAUAAAAGAAUAGGAACAUAAAGUAGAUGACUCAGUAGAAUAGAAUAAACAUUUUAGCAUAAGUAUAAUACAGGAAGGCACAAUUUAUAGUACAAUAUUUACACAUUUUUGGGGAAGGGGUGGAUUGGGGAGGCAAAUUGUGCAGUAUUUAGCAAUCAUAAUAAGAGUCUGGUUGCAGCAGUUGUGUGUGUAGCAUGAAUGUGUGUGUGUGUGUGUGUAUGAGUGUAUAUAUGUGUGCUAAGGCCCGUAGAAUCACAGCAGGUGGUCAGUCCAGUUCAAGUGUUCAGAAGUCUAAUGGCUUGUAGAUAGAAACUGUCUCUGAGCCUGUUGGUAUCAGACCUCAUGCUCCGAUACCGUUUGCCCGACGGUAAGAGAGUGAACAGCUGGUGGCUGGGGUGUGUGGGGUCCUUGAUGAUGCUGCAUGCCAUCAGGAAGCCACUUGAAUCACUAGCAACUUCCAUUGAUAUCAAUGUACUGUCCUACUACUCACCAGGCAGGCAGUGUGACGUGUUGUGUACGACACGUUUUAUUACAGCAUGGUGUACAUGGGGAUAUGUAAGCACAGCCUGUGUUCAGUACACAGAUAGGUGUUUGUGACUGGUGGUGGCGGUGGCGGUAAAGCUAAGCGGUGUAACCGUGGUAACUGGGUGUCUCUGUUCCUUCCAGGUCUAUAACUUAAACAGAGACAGCCAGAAUGAAGGCAGUAAGUGACACAUUGGUAUUCAUUUGCUUUACUCUACCAUCUGUCCAGAUGAAUGCACACUAAUAAUUGAUGGGAUUAAUUUUCUUCUUUACCUCUGUUUCUCCCUCUCUUUCUCUCUCUACCUUCCCUCUCUCUUUCACCCUAUUUUUCUCUCUCUACCUCCCCUCUCUCUAUCACUCUCUUUUUCUCUCUCUACCUAUCGCUCUUCAUCCCUUCCUUUCUCUCUUUACCUUUCCUGCCCCAUCCCCCUUCCCUCCCUCUCUCCCUCUUCAUCUCACAGUGGUCCAGCUGGACGUGGUUGGCUUCAACGUUGUGAAGAAGUUCAUCUAUGCUGUGGAGACCAGAGGUAUUGAACUAAGGCUUGGCUGCUUACAGCUCUAAUACUACUGUACUGUUAAUCUGAUGUCACUGGUCAGUGUGACUCUUAUAGGUCCUAGAAGAUCUUUAUAUAUCUCUGUCCUGUUCUGUUCCGUCCCACAGGCAUCGAUGAGCAGGGUCUGUACAGGAUUGUUGGGGUGAACUCCAGAGUGCAGAAACUACUGGGUCUUGCCAUGGGUAAGACAGAGAGAUAUUGGAGUAG
Molecule: messenger RNA, 66537 nt
Organism: Coregonus sp. 'balchen'
Lineage: Eukaryota; Metazoa; Chordata; Actinopteri; Salmoniformes; Salmonidae
Source: the annotation of a GenBank genome assembly